Messenger RNA from Podarcis lilfordi (Lilford's wall lizard), 46539 nucleotides. The record is from the annotation of a GenBank genome assembly. Lineage: Eukaryota; Metazoa; Chordata; Lepidosauria; Squamata; Lacertidae.
GCCUUCGCUUUCAAAGCAGCAGCCGCCGUCCUCAGAAUGGCUGUGGCGUUUUCCUUUUAUUUAUUCGCUGCUGUGCUAAGUGCCUUCCGUGCUAAUCUUGCAAACUUUUGGGGAAAGGGGGAAAAAGGGAAGUUGAGGGGCGGGAAUGGUAAAGCCGUGAGAGAGAGAGAGCGCAGACAGGAAUGAGGCUGAGAGGGAGCAGGUGAUGUAUACUAAUCGGGACGAGGGCUGGGAGGUGCUGCGUGGUCGGCACCCAACGACUGACUGGCUGGCUGGCUGGCUGGCGUUGGCUUUGCGACGCCAGUGCCAGCGGCGGCUCUUCCCUUUCGCUGCCACCCCUGCGCUCGCUCUCUCUCUCUCUCUCACACACACACAGACACUCACACACACACUCAGCGCCUCACACGCACUUCACUUUUCCAGCCGGGGGCCAGUCAGUGCUCGCUGAGAGGGACUUCCUCUUCAGGGAAAGAAGCUGCGCGGGGACUUUUUCCCUUUCCCUGUCAGGAGCCUUGCCCUUUCCUUCACUGGCUGAGGCGGCGGCGUCCCCAUUCCCAGGAAGGACAGGGACGCGCACUCUUUCUUUCUUUCUCUCUGUCUGUCUCUCUUUCUCGGCUGGGGGCUGGAGCCGUCAUGUGACCGGCUUGGGCUGCAGGGACCCCCCGCCUCCCUCCGCGCCAUGAGUGAACUGGAGGCUGCUGGGCAGCAUCCAAGCCGGCGCCAGGUAGAGCUCAGGCUGCCGCUCAGCCUCCUCUCCUGCCUGCUCCUGGUCUGGACCAAAGAGAUCGCGGCGCUGGCGGACUUCUCAGGUAAGGGCAACAACCUCUGCGCCGGGUGGGCGACGGGCCAGCCCCAUCUCAGCAGCAUCGCCAGGCAGGGCGGCCACCAGGCGGGCAGGACCAGGGAGGGGAGCCUCCCUCUGAAACGGGCUGGCAUAUAGGCACACGGUAGGGACGGUGGUUUUCCUUUCUCUUCACCUAAGGCAGGAAAUUCAACAGGUACCUGAUUCCUCCUGCGCAGAAUUCAGUACAAAACUUUGCUCCAUGGUGCAACUACAUAAGGCUCUACUGGGGGGGAAGGGAAGAUAGAUAAAUUCUAAUACCAAAGUAUUGAUAUAUUUUGCUUAAGCUCAGCUCAGCUUAUUUAGUUUUUUGCAAUCUCUUUCAGGAGAGAGAGAGAAGGGGUUUUGCCAGGUGAACACAAAACAUUUCCAAGAAAAACCAACUUCAUUAGAGAUCUUGAACUGAUAAUGCUUUUGAAGUCCAUUCCCAAAGCUGCCAGGUGCUGUACAUUAGCUAGGGUUGCUAUACUCAUUACUUGGAGAAUCCAAUGUCUCUUACCAUAGGCAAAGUAAUGUUCUGCCCACCAUUUAAUCCCCACAACCAACACCUAUGGAACUGGAAGUGUAGGUGGGUUCCCAUUGAACCUGAACCAAGAUCCAUUUCAUUUUAUAAAAGGGAGUACUGGAUGUGCUUCAUUGGUAGACUGCAUGCUGUGAAUGAAGAUGAACUCUCUGGAAUGCUUAGCUGCUGUGGUAUAGAAAACCCCCAUAUUGUCAAAUAUUGCUGCCUACAUCAUUUUGACAGCUGAGUUGGGGCCCAUAGGGAUGGGAUGCAGUGAAUGAAUACAUGUGACCCUGAAGAAGUGACCAGAUACAUGGUGUGCAGCUGCUUGCUUAGGCGUGUGUUUGCGAGGCUUUAGGUAGCUCAAGGCCAGGAAGGAAGGCUGCAUCCUAGAAUAGUAUCACUGUAAGUGGGUGCAGGUUCAUGGCUAGACUAGAAUGGCUCAUCAAGGGUAGAGGAUGUGCUUUGAAAGAUUUGCCAUGCAUGCUUAAGAAAGCUACAUUCAUAAGUAAAUGUCCUGGAAGAUAUAAUCUGCAGGAACCCAGACCAGAGGCACAUAUAGACAAGAUCAUGGUGUAUGAAUUAUUUGCUGCUGAAAACUCUUCAGAACUAAAGUAGUCAGAAAGCUUUAAAAACCAACAAACACACCAGCACAGAACCAAAGAAUGCCAUUUUAGUACUUGCUGUUGUGUGCAGAAUGAAAACUCUAGCCAACUUAAGAAACCUAAACAUGAAACAAGGCAGAAAUUAUUUUGAAUUAAUUUAGACUGAAAUAGCAUCAUACUGAUGAUCUUGUAUAUGUGCUCUAUGAAUUAUAAAACUUUGAAAUUGUGAAUAGCAUUGUUCUAAGCAUAUGAUAGAAUUGUUAUACUGACAUUAUUGCCCCAAUUUAGAUACAGUGAUAUAUGUAUGUUCCUCUGAGUUGCUUUCAACUCUACAAUUUUAUGACUCUUAUGAUUCUAUGUUUAACUGAGUUACCUGUAUUGUGGAUAAAUAGAUACAGUACUCAAUACUAUACAUGGUUUGCUCAGAGGUCAGUCACAUUGAGUUAAAUGAGACUAACACCUAAGUAAGUGUGUGUAGGACUACUGUGUUGAUCAGUGAAAGGUUAAGGUGUUUAAACUGGGGUUGGGGUUUCACAGCAACUGGAAUACUUAAAACACAGCAGAGGAAUAAGGCAUUCAGUACUGUUUUGGUGGGACUUGCUGACAAAUAUUAUUAUUAUUACUAUUACACCAAAACAGGCUUCUAGAGAAACCAUUAGCACGGCUUAAGUGUACCAAAACUCAGACCUCCACUAUGAAGCCAAAGGGCAAAUAUGAGUCAAUGGGAAUUCAAAGAUUUUCCUCACCCACACACAAGCAUUAAAAAAGAUCCAUGUAUUAACCCUGUAGCCUUGAAAAGGAACACAUCUUAAUCAAGACUGCUAGAUCUGCACAAGAAAUGGACAAUAAGAACAUGGUUCUUAUUCUUCCCCUCCCCCCUGAAAGUAACAUUACAGCACUACAAGGCUUUGGUGAUUAAUAAGUACCUUAAAUAAAAUAUAAAAGAGAAAGCAUAAGAGACAGCCUAGUGCCACUUUUCAAGAUUUAGUCUCUGCCUUGCUAUGCUGUAGGCAGCUUUUUAAAAAAUUACUCCUAUGAUCGGAGUUUCCUAGCUGGUUGCCAGAAUUAUAUUUAUGGCCCGCAUUAGCAAUCUGGCAAACCCUGAAAUGAAUAGGAUCAAAGUUAAUUGCAACUAGCUUGAUUUCAAUGGGAUUUAAGCCUAAAUUAAGGGCCAAACUAGAUGUGAUCCAUGCCACAUAAUUUGGCUUUGUGUAGCUGCUUUUUGUUUAACAAAAUUGUCAAUAGGAACUUUCCUCCCAUUGCAAAUAGCAAGCAAAGAUGGAGGCUGAUUCCUAUCAUGUCAGGGUUAAAGCCAGCUCCCCUGCCACAAUGCCAUGGCCCCAAUCCAGCUCAGCCUUCACCCUGGGCUAUUUGUUAAAAAUAAACUGCACCAGGCUACUGCUACAUGGCAAAUAUUACAUGUAGUUCUUUUGUACUGAGCUCUGUAAAAGCUGCAGAACUACUUGAGCCAGUAACAUAAGGUCUAAUGAUGGACCAGUGCAAAUUUGAAUGUGAAAUGAUCCCUUGCAUUGAAAGAAAGGUUAUCAUCAUUUCCUUGAGCUACAACCUCUAUACAUGCAAUACAUGUAAGACUGGGUUGUAAGUCUUUAAAAAGGUAAAGGACAAGGACCCCUGACAGUUAAGUCCAGUCGCGGAUGACUCUGGGGUUGCAACGCUCAUCUCGCUUUACUGGCCGAGGGAGCCGACUUUUGUCCACAGACAGUUUUUCCGGGUCAUGUGGCCAGCAUGAUUAAGCCGCUUCUGGCGAAACCAGAGCAACGCACGGAAACGCCAUUUACCUUCCCGCCAGAUUUAUCCCACCUAUUUAUCUACUUGCAUUUUUGGCGUGCUUUUGAACUGCUAGGUUGGCAAGAGCUGGGACAGAACAAUGAGAGCUUACCCUGUUGCGGGGAUUCGAACUGCCAACCUUCCUAUUGGCAAGUCCUAGGCUCAGUGGUUUAGACCACAGCGCCACCCGCAUAUUACUUGCAUAUAAUUCCAGGAUAGAGAAUAUUGGAUAUGAUCCAAUAUUCCAACACCAGGAUAUGAUCAUAAACUAUGAUGCUAUGCUGGCAUGCAUUGCAGGGUAUUUUAUUUGGCACUGCACAUGGAUGUACUAGAGUAAAUACUCAUAAACAAUGUGCCAAGUUUUCUUUCUUUCUUUCUUUCCAAUAGGACUCUGGUUUUGAAGUGCCUAAGGUUAUAGUUCUUGGAAACAAUCUCUGUUUAAAUUAGUGGAACUUACUGUUCCAGCAAGGCAGUCCUAUGGUCCCAGUAUGCUGAGUAGCCACUAAACUAGGACUAACAUUGACAUAACAUUGUCAUGAGCCUAUGCCAAACCAGCAGCAGAGUCAACACCACAACAAUAACUUGAGCAACAAACGCUUAAUGUAGCAACAUUGACCAUAGUAACCUUACUAUGUAAUACCCCCAUAGUACCUUAGCAACUCCACAACCAACUACUGAUGACAUCCUCAUGUUAUCCAUGUGCAAGGGCACCCACCAGAAUGCAGCAACCACAUCCUCGCCUUAUCAAGAAUAAACAAAGUGCAGAAGCAUGCUCCAAGGAGUAGACAACUGCACAAUCUAUGGCCUGAAUUGCCAGGAGGAAUGUGCGUAGAAUGCAGAGGCUCCCCAGAAAAAGAGUUCAAGUCCUGCUGGGGUGCCAAUGAUUUCAUACACAUGCAAUUUUAAUGUUGCACAGAGCAUGUACAUGUGCACACAGACACAUGGAGCUGAAGGAAGCCUAUAAGUGGGAUCUAGGAAGUUGGUCAGAAUUAAGAGGGUAAGUCUGAGUCAGUGAAGAUUGUAGUAGCCCAGGCAAAGUCCCAGCCUGAGCAGAGAAACCUUACUAUUAAGGCAAAUCAAAGGCCAGCCUGGAUGCUUGGAGCUCAUCCAGUACCUGCAAUUGCUUUAUUGUUGUGACUGGAGGGGGGAAAUGGUGGGUAUGUGAGGCAUUUUUUGUGGGCAUAAUGCUAUGUCAUCGGGGCUUUUUUCAUCAGUUCCGGCACCUUUCACGUGGAUGCCAUUGCCAUUAUAAGAGAACAAGGAAGGUGUUCAUGGUGAGUUCUGGCACCUCUUUUCCUAUAAAAAUAGCAGGGUAUGCCAUCAUAAUUGGUAGGAUCAACCACUGAAUGAAUAUAGGAUUCUGGCUAAGGUUCAUUUCUGCCUCUCUCCAGUGGCCUCUCACACUGCGAAGGAAUCACUACACAGACAUUAUUUACUGACAGCAUAGCUCUGUGGUUUGCCAAAGAGCUUUGAAGGAUCCUGUACUACCCAGGGGGCAUAACUUGAAGUUAGGAUUGCCUGAGGGCACUCUCAGGCUACUUAUUAUAAUGUAUAGAGACUCCCCUACAUCAGCGGGGCUAUUCUGAAGUAAAAAUAUUGUGAACAGCAGCUUAAUGAUUAUGGAAAUCAAAUACUUGUUCCUAAACUAUGUACAUGCUUGUUCACACAUUCUCAGUUAGGGGGUGGAAUUCAGAGUUUUCACCCUGCAAUAACUGUUGACUUAUAGGGAAAAUAGAUACAUAUUUAUAGAGAACACUGUUUAUGUUUAAAAUAAAAUUAUUUGAAUAUCAAAAUUUCUCUAUGUACUUGGGUGGGGGGGGGUGAGCGGGAGAAGGAGGGAGGGAAGUCCUGUUGCAAGUGGAAAUCCUGGCACUGACAGGGUGGUUACUUAGCACUGUAUUGGAUACAAGCCAGUUGCUAUAAUUGAAAAAGAAAUAGACCUUACCACUUUGAGGAAGACUGUGACUAGGUCACUCAGUCUGCUUCAAGCCCCUGCUGUCCCUCCCUUUAACUCAGACUUGGACAUGGCAGCCCUUAAACAGAGGACUGUCCUCUGUGAAGUAGGACAUGUGGCCACCCUAAUAGCAUGCUCAGAAAAAUACAGAUUGCAUUAUCAAAGUCAAAUCAGCAUCUAGACUACAUUUUGAAAUGGGAUACUUACUGCACCAACUAUUUUGUGAUUGGAUUUCAUGGGAAAGUCUUCCGUUGACUGCUAUGAGCUGGUAAACACUGUAGGCCUUGCCGCAAGCUCCUCCUGUAUAUGCUGUCCUUCCGGAUAAAAAAUGGUGCGUACAAUUAUUGAAGCAUUGAUCUGUUCAGCAGGAAUUAACCUUUGAUAUAAGAGAGAUAAGUUAUGCCCCAAAUAGGCAUACAAGUCUUUCGGUUAUAAGAUUUAAAAAAAAUAUAUAAAUGUAAUCCUUAGUUUUAACCAAGCAGAGUUAGAAGUCAAAUACUCUUUGCCUCUUAAAGAAUUACAAACAGCAUUAUAGUAUUAUAAAUAUUUAGCAUCUAAAGUUUCUGACCUGCCUCAAACUUUCUCUUCCUUUUUCAGCAGCAGAGGGUAGAUUUUCAUAAGCUCGGCUGAGUUUGUGAAAGCAAAUCCUUUUAAAGAGACAGUCUCUAACAAUGAGUGCAGUUAGUGAUACCAAGUGUCAUUGAUCUCUCUCUCUCUCUCUCUCUCUCUCUCUCUCUCACACACACACACACACACACACACACAGCAGCUUAAUGAUUUUGAAAAUCAAAUACUUGUUCCUAAAUUAUGUAAAUGUCUGUUCACAUACUCUCAGUUGGGGGAGGGGGUCCAGAGUUUUCAUCCUGCAGUAACUGUUGACUUAUAGGGAAAAUAAAUACAUAUUUCUAGAGAACACCAUUAAUGUUUAAAAUAAAAUGAUUUAAAUAUGAAAAAAUAUAUGUACUUGGAGGGGGGAAAGCGGGGGACAUAUGUGUGUGUGUGCAUGCACACAUUUUUUGGUUAAGAAAAACUGUAAAACUUCAUCUGACAGCAAAAUCCUUAGGUGAUGCAAUGAACCUGUACUUGGAAAAAAUAAAUAAAAAUUACAGUUUGAGAAAUUCAAAGAGUUAAUCAAUUGUGGAACAGUUAUCUGUAACAGGUUCCAGUAAUGAGAGAUUAAUGGUGCACAUAGAGUUGGGGGGGAAAACCUUGCUUAAGUCCUUUCUUCUCUGCACAGAUCUUGAGCUUUCAAAUUAAGAUUAUCAAGUGGCAUACUUUCCUGGGUCAUUGAUUUUUCCACUCUAUGUGGUUUUAGCAUCAGUACUGUAUCUCAGCAGACUUGGUACUGGACUCCCCACCCCAACACUUACCAUCACCACUCUACAAAAAAUUAUUUGCCUGCUGUGACAGCUGGAUGAAAUGAUUGCAGAUUUAAUUACUUUUGCUCACUUUUGAAACAUGUGAAGUUCAACUGUUAGCCUGAGCUGAAUGUGGUUCAUGUAUUAAAGACAAAACAUCCACUUUUCAGAGGCCUAAGGAACAGAUACCAUUUACAUCACCAUUUGCAAAGGAUGUGUUAAACAAGACUAUUUAAUACUGUACAGGUUGUUGCUGGUGUGUUCAGAAGACUGAACACAUUUUUAAACAGCAGAAGUUGAUACAAUAAGUUUAUCGCUUUCUUUCUGUCUCCAAGGUUGCAAACUGUAGAUCUUACUUGAAAACAGUAGUGUAAUUGAAAUCAUUGUUACUUAGAGUAUAUUUUGCAUUCUGAUCCUAAAACAUUAAUUAGAAGUAAUACCUGAAGAUUUAAAUCGGUUUUACUUUCAGGUUAAGCACAAUUAAGGCCAGUUUUUUCUUCCUUUCCACAUACACAUACUUCGGAAGUUCUGCUGAAAUUUCUAGGCUCUAUUUCCAAGGAUAUGUGUUUAGGGGAAAGUGUCUCUUGUAAUGUUUGAAGGGAUGUAUAUGGUUGUUAGGCAGUUUAUGACAUACAGCAGCUGCCCAUCUCUGUACCUGUGAUGCACGGGUCAUAUUCUGCCAUUGUUCUGGCAGUUUUUCUAUAGAGACUGAUCUCCAUGAAUGAAAAUGUGAUCUAUGAAGUUACAUAGCAUCUUUACUUGCAGAACCUACAUAAACUACAUCCCUGCUAGUUGUGCAUUCAUAUUCUUACUAUUAUGUUCCACCCAGUUUGCAAAAAAUGUACAUGUGUCUUAUAAGAGGAUCAUCGUUCUUGCAGUUUGCACUUUUUUGAAAAUCCACGUAUAUAAAAAUUCAGAUAUUUCUUUAAAAAAAACAACUGGAGAAAGAAAGCUGGAUUCAGAUCAGAAAAGGGCUGACAUCAUAUGCAUGCGAAAAAUGAGAAGUACUAUUAUUCACUAUAUUUGAAUUCCAAAGAAACAAAGAUCCAUAUGUAAUCCAUACAUCUUCAUUAUUUGUUGCUAUUAUAAUAAUGCAUCCCAUAUGUGCCAGGAAUUACAAUAUAGUGUACAGAUCUCCUUUGAAAUUUUGUUUCCCAUUUGUUGUAAUAACUGAUUUGAUGUGCUUACACGUUUUUGAAAGAAGAAUGAAAUGGUAGAACAUUGAGCAAAUGCUUGAUUCUUAGUAGUUUGCUAAGGCUGCAAUAUUGUGCACACGUAACUGAAAUGAGUUUGAGUUAACAUGCAUUGGAUUGCUCUGUAAAUGCAGUUUGUUUAUUGAACUGGGUGUUUUUCUCUUUGAUCCCAUGCCACUGGUCAUCUCAAGCACUUCAACUGCUGCUCUGUGACUCCCAUUCAUUUCAAUAGGACUUCCUUUUGUUUCUUGGGAAUACAUUCCUCUGCUAACUGCAGCGGACACCACUCUGGCAAGAGGGACACAUAUUACGUUCCUGUGCAGAGGCAGAGAAAUGGCAGAGAAAUGCAAUUCAGUUCACAUUUAAAGAUGAACCUAAUUCACUCUUUCUGAAACAAUAUGCAAACUGAAACACAGCUAUCAUCUGAAACUUGUACUUAUCCAAAUUUUGCAGUGCGAUUUCUGAGCCAAGAAAUGUGUGCAGAAAACACAUAAGUAAGGUGUCAUAAAAUGUAUAUAUUAGUGGAAACAACAUGCAAAAUGUAUUAUAUUAGGGGAAAUUGUUUUGCAUAAAAGUAUGUAUUAGGCAUAACUGCAUAUUAAAAAUAUGCAUAUUAGGAGAAACACACGCUGAAAUGCUGAAUAAUUUUCACAUGGGCUUCUUUGCUAAAAAAUUGCAAACUGUGGGAAAGUAGAAAACUGAACCUAAGAUUGGAAAAAUGAGAAACCCUAUACUGUGCAGGCGGCUGUCAUCACAUUAUGCAUCUCCAUGAUACUGCCUGUGGCCUCUGGGAACCUGAAAUGUUAGCUUGGAGACUUUCACAAUAUAAUAGUAGCCAUCUAUGCUGAAAGAUCUUCCAUACAUUACAAUUGGCAUCUGGGUAGCUCAUCAUGGGAAGCUAUUUUCAGUGGCAUUCCUCUAGCCAAAGUAAUGCAUAAGCAUAUGAAGUGGUCUAAUGUUGAGUCAGAUUACUGGUCCACGAAGCACAGUACAGUGUCUGGUCUGACUGAUAGUACUUCUCCAUGCUUUGGGGCAAAAGCCUUUUCUUGUGCUACAGGAAUUGCGGUGCAAAGCACUAUCAUUGAGCCAUAUGUUCCAGAAAUCUAGUAUGGGAUAAUAUCCACCUAAAAAAGAUUCAGCCUGUAAAUAGUUUUCCUUAAGAUCUGCAAUAUAUCCUUGCAGGUAUACCUAAAGAACUGACCUUUUAACUACUGAGUUAUAAGUAUUUAAUAGAUACAGGUUUGGCUUAGUUCAGUGCCACUUCUUAAAUGACACUUAAACACACAUAUAUACUGCCUGUUCUGUAACACACAUCCAAGUAGUGUGCAAAAUGCAAAUACAAUAUAUUUUUAAAAUAUAUAUAAUAAAUUUAAACCAAAAGCUUAAAAUCACUGGCAUUAUGAGCCACCAAACACCAAGGUGAAUAAGUUGGUUUUCAGCAUGUACCUCAACUGCAGAUUCAGCACAUGCUUGGUUUCAGGGUGAGGGGGUUGGGAAAGGCUAUUCCAGAGUGUGGGUACCACCACAGAAAAUACCUUCUUCCUGGCUGGUUGUUGCCGGAUGCAUGUCCUUGGCUAUGGUACACCUGCACACACCAGGAAACUUAUUGGAAAAGGUCUCCUAGCCUUGGCCAACUUGGGCAAUAUGGGUCAGGUUAAGCACAAUUACUUGUUUCAUUCUUCUAAAUCAGUGUGGUAUGAAGAUCAUCCUGCAAGGAAAGGGACAAAAGUAAAGAGAGGGACAGCAUGCAGUAGCUUAGGACAUUCUGAUUCCAAAUGGAAAAGGACUCUUGAAGAUGCCAGGAAGCAGGGGAUGGAAAUAAUGAGUCUAUAGAAUGAGGAAGGCUAUUUAAACAAAGGCCAGUGCACAGAGGUGAUAAUCCCGUCAUGUAGUGUCCUAGAGAUACUAGGCUGUUCCUUUGAAAUUUGCCGUUCUGUUCUACCAAGACAAAAGGUGGCAUGUUCCACAUGCCAAGCCUUAAACCUUGGCUGGGUUUGAAAGAAUGCAAGGACAGAUAACAGUUUGCAUAAUUUAAAUAAAUAUUUUCUGUAUUGAAUUUUAUCUAGGCAGGCAUACCAAUUGUAUUUUGCCUAUUCAGUCCUGUUGAUUCUUCCUUCCUCCACGCCUACUUAGAAGAGGUAUUAACAUCAUAUUAUGGGGAAAGCCACUGUUAAAUGUUCUAAGGUGAACAAAAGACUGCGUUCUUGGCUCAGGUUCAACUGUAGUGUAAUUCAAUGUUAUCUUUGGUUCAGAACAAUUACACCAGAUAUAGAGACACUUGACUUUGGACAUGAGUGUGUUCAAAGGCAAUGCUGAAGUAAUCCACAUGGCAUGUUACAUGUGUUGUUCAAAAAUUUGGAACCUAUAGAGAAAUUAUAUACUACACAGCUGCAAACCCCGCAAAAGAGAUGCUAAUGCAACAUGUUUUAUAUUUUUCACCACAGCAGUUCCCACUGCCAAAGUGAGAAAGGACUGAACAGCAGCUUCACUUGUUAGUCAAAGUUGCUGUAGCAAAAGGAAUCAAGCACAGUUCUGGUGUGCACACACACUGCUUUUUGGAUUAUGGCCGCAUGUGGAUUUUUCUGAACUAAAAAAAAACUACAACUUUUGUUGUCUGCACUGCUGCUCAGCAACAGAUAUUUGAGAACUGCACAUUCUGAUGAUUGCCAUUGAAAGCUAGACUUUCAAAGUGAACAUCUAUCUCCACAUCACAAAGGGUUAAGACAAUGCCAGCUACUGGCAAAAUGCCUAUAUUUGAAAAGAAGACUAUUGUAUAGGAGUGCUUUCCCCUGUGUGGCAAUGCUGCCCGUCCUGUUGCCACUGUGAGAAUGUGCAUUGACAACCCACACUGCAAGAAUUUGAGUAAUGUUUACAAUCCACAGCGAAAACAGAAAAGAAGAUGAAGAUAAAGCGUUAGCAUUGUGUGCUAUUCUUGGCUGGCUCGCUAACAGAAGGACAGAGGAGCAUGGGGAAUAUCAGAAAAAUUAACCAAUGCAAAAUUUAAAAAGGGGGAGAAGUAAGUUCAUAAAAUAAUAUGAGAAACCAUAAUGUAGGCAAAGACUACUGAUUUGCUGAGCAAUUUUUUUAUGCUAAACCGUAGAGCAUGAUGCCCUGGGACACCAUGACAGCCUCAAACAGCUGCCUUGGUGCCCAUUGCUUGGUGCUCAUCUUCCUUGCUGUAUUAUACUGUAUUGAUUAAUUAGUGUUUUUAUGGAGCAGUCAAGUAAUUUCGUUGUCCCCGAAGGGGGCAAUGACAAUAAAGAUAUUAUUAUUAUUAUUAUUAUUAUUAUUAUUAUUAUUAUUAUGACACCUGUCCCUCCCAUUUUUUUUAUUUAAGUUGGCUUCUGUUGUUGUUAGGGUAGGGGUUGUUUAUUUUUUCUCUGUUUUAUUUGCUGUGGGGUAUAUAUAGGUGAUUAGUCAUUGGCAAUUUCUGAACAUCAGCUGUUUAUCUUCUGUGGGUAUUUUGGAGCCAAUGAGUUUGUCAGAUUUCCAAAUGUGCCCAUAGGCACAAAAUGUUAGUGAACUCCUACUCUAGAGAAUGCAGAAUAGUGGUAGAUACUGAGGGUUUCAGAUCAAAUGACACUUUUGGACUGUCAGUUUGGGUCUUAUCCUGUCUAGUAAAUUGUUCUCAACAGCAAAGACCCCAUUACUGAGCAGAGAGAGCUCACUGGGUGGCAUUCAACUAAGUUUUACUUAGAGCAGACUCUCUGAAAUGACUAAUUUAGGGCCAUUAAUUUCAAUAGGUCUACUCUGAGUAAAACCUUGUUGAAUCCCUCACACUGUAUUUAAUUCAUUCAGUAUCACAAAUGUGAGGCACUGUGGAAAGGGGUAAUAAAAUUUAUGUUACCAUGUAGCCAGACAAGCUUUCUUUGAGGUUGCAGUUUCCCUGCAAUGAGUUUAAAAGCAGCUAUGGCUUAACAGAUCACCAUCUGUAUGUCCUCGGAGAACAAGGAAGGAGGGAAAAGUUUUAUUACUGGUCUCAUCCUUCCUUGCUGAAAUGGCUGUCUUCUGAAAUUGCCAUGAAUAUUUCAAUGGUAGUUGGCACAAUUAUUGAGGGGGAAAAGGUAAGGGCUUGAUGGAUGAGACUUUUAGGAGUAUGGCUAACAGUCUAUCUCACUCUUCAGUCUAUUUUGAUCUGAAGUAGAUUGGCCUGUCAUAAAAAAUAGAUGGUAAAUAGAGUGUGCAUAUUACAAAAACAAACAACCCACCACAGAUUGAGGGCACUUACGUAAUUCUCUGUACCUAGCCACGUUCAUCUUCAGGCCCUCAAAAUAAAAGGCUGUGAAUGCUUGCUUUCUGUAAAAGUAAUCUGUCACUAAGUGGUUGUCCUUAUAUAUAGCAGGUACUGUUUAUUUACUGCAGUGUACACAGUAUUCCGGCAGUCCUUUUCAGAGGGGCAAAGUUAAACUGUGUGGAUAAAGAAUGCAUGUUAUUUGUCACUCAUAACUCUGUUUUUAGAACAUAAAGCCUUUAAUUAGUACCCUGGAUUGGACAUUUUCUUUUCUUUGCAAGACUAAGAUCACUUCAAAGGGACCCAGAGUAUCCUGAUGUAAAAAAAAAUGCUCCAAAACCCUGAUUUAGAAGGUUUUAAACUUUCUUUAUUUAGAAGUAAUAUUUGUUCUUUUUAUUGGGAUUUACUUUCAAGUGAAAAAUGAUUAGGACUGUAGCCCAAGAAAUGGCAAGUUGUCAUUUUCCUUUCUCAUCCUCACAGUCAUGCUUACAGAUGGCUGAGUGCACAUGCUCACCUUGCCAAUGAAGUGUGUACCUCCUUCACCUGAUGUCCUGCUCCCUCUGAGCAUUGAGGGAAGGUGAAAGGUGGUUCCAGUUCCUGAUAGUUUUGUGGCAAAGCCCUCCCUUGCCUCACCGUGACCCUCACCUGCCCUAGGUGUACUGCUUGCUGGGCCAUUCGUUGCUGGGUGAAAAUAGGUAGGCUGCAGCCCUUUAAAGAGCCCCUCUACACUUUGCUCUCUCCACAUAUGGAUGGAACAUGAGAACGGCCUCAUCCUCAAUGCAUUCUAUGGGUCUGCCAAAGCAGUAACUGGUCUUGGGUGUAUUUCCUGCCUUUGAAAGACUUUCUUUCAUGCAGAAUAAGUAUUGCAGAUACUGAGGCUCAGUGCCAGUUUCUGUAUAGGAUGUUCUUCAGUGUCCACCCCCACUCCCCCACCAUGCCCUCCUUUAUCCUCACAAGUAGUCAUCCACUUGCCCAAUUGGUACCAACUCCCCAUCCCAAGGGGGGGGAAGGGGGGGACUUCCGGCCCUUGCUCUUCUCACUGCUUGCUUGCUUGCUUGGACUGUGCAGGUGAAUGGGCAGGUAACAGCAAGGAGAUUCAGCAGCAGGGUCAGGAGGGUUGGCUGUGGGCCCCUUGCUGGGGUGUUGGCCUUGAUCAUAGCAAUAUUUGAUGCCAGCUCUACGGAAAGAGAUUGCCAUUAUUACCCAGGUCUGCAUUUAUGACUGCAGAACUGUCCCACCCUGGUGGGAUGCUACUGUGUGUAGUGUAGUGUUUUGUUUUACUUGCCUGGCAUUAAGAUUCUCUUUGGGUUGUCUGGUUAAAUGUAUGAGCCUUGGCUCUCCCUGGCCUGCUCUUCACUUCACUCAGGUUGGACUACAUGAGUAUAAAGCCCAGAAGCUUCAAGUCAAUUGAGAGAGGGCCAGGAACAUUGAGAGAGGGCCAGGAAUACCACUAUUCUUGGCAAAAUACAAAGGAGAUGGGAGGACAGGGGAAAGAACAGGCUCCACCUCCAGGUAUUCCAUGAAGAAAAGUGACUACCUUCACUGUCAUGGGUGUAUACAUUUUUCUUUCUAUCUGAGUACAAAAUGUAAAAUGAAAAGCAGGUCUCUGAUAACAUCCCCGUUUCUGAGUGCCUUACAAUGCAAAACAUUGUUUAAAAAUCUGCUGACACUGAAGCAAUGCUGUUUAACUCUGUUGAUGCUGUUUCAUUAUGUUUUUUAACUUUGCGUGGGAAAUAGGAAAAUAGCAUGCGCAAAUUAUCACUGUACAAUCUUUCUCCUUCUGUAGCACCCUGCUUGUGGUUAACGCUUAGCUGGAAUGAAAUAUUCAACGCAGCAAUAGAGAAAUUAAAAUAAUAAUUUAUUUGUCAGACAAAUAAAUGAGAGACACAGUGGUAUAUGGAUACCAAAGCUCUGCCCACUCCAGCCCUGAUGGCCAGCACUUAUAUUUCCUCAGCCCAGCCCCCUUGCUCCUCCUUUGGCUACUUCUGUCCAAUCAGCCUGGUUGAAAUUCCUAUUGGCUGUUUGCUAGAACCAAUCAUAAAAGAUACACCCAUUUCCUAUUACCUUUUAUGGGAGACAAAGAGCUAUAUUUCCUUCUAUCCAUAAAUGGCAGACAAGUAGCCAUAUAUCUUACAUUUGCCUCGACAAGGCACCUUAAUUAUCAGAUCAUCUUUGCCCUAUUGCCCUAUUGCCCUAUUCACUCCAAAACAGAUGGCUAAUGGUUUUAAUUUUUAUCUUAAACAGAGAUCUUGGGUUCACCUUCUCACACACCAUCAAUGAAAUAAGAAUCUAACAUUUCUUACUUUCUAAAUCCUUUGCAUAAUUACAUUUAAGCCAAUAUAUUUCAUACAUUAACAUAGAUAGAUUUUUAGAAGGAAAGGCCUUUUCAAAGUAAAAAGAACUUAGUAAAAACAGUUUCCAAAAGCAACCCCUUAAAUUUACACCCCCCCCCUUUCAAGCCAACUGCUGUUUCUAUUAGCUCUUGCCCUUUAACCUUAGGAAGAUGUGGCUCGAGUCUAAUGGGAGGCACAUGGGAUUAAUUUUCUGUUAAACAAUAAAUUUCACUAUUUACCAACUCUUAAUUAGUGUUUUUGCAGCUUGAUUGUAUUCUGUAAUUUGUAUGGUCAGUGUGACCUUUUGCUCCCAGCCUGUAAUUUCCUUUUACAACCCUGAAGUACUGCUAUAAAUCAGAGGGGCCCUGUUUAGGAAGAUAAACAUCUGCCAAAGCACCCAGCCAGCUGCUUUAUGCCUGGCAUAAAACAUACAAACAUUUGCAAAUAUAUUUUUUAAGCUCAUUUUAAAAUGCAGGCCUUGAUCUGAUGCCUCACUUCCUCUGUUGAACUCUUGUUAUUUGCAAAUAAACAAGACUUUCACUGAUCCUAGCAUGGCCCCUCAAGAGAUAUUUUGAAUGAGCUGCCUGUACAUCUGUUUUGAUCUGGCCAAUAGGGAAAGGGGAGAACAACCAUUCAAGUUCCCACUUGUCCCUUGACAAGUGAGAGGCAAUGGAGCCUGAGCCUGCCAAAGAGCAGUUUAAAAGAGUUGUAGUGGCAUAAUGGGUGAUGCAAGACAGCUUGAAAAGGACCAAAGGGCCGAACCAAUUGGAAGUGUCCUUUUUUGAUACUCUCCUUUGUCAAAUGAUGGAGCAUGUGAAGGGUGUGUAUGUGGCUAAUAAAUAACUCUUUGGCAAUAUUCUCAGAAAGCUUUUCAACAGCCCCUGCGGAUACAGAUCUACAAGACAGAACCUGAGUGGUCUAUCCAGGAACUGAAGUAGAACUGCCAUCCCUGAGGUCAAUGCAAAUCUGAUGUUUCACCCUAAAUGAGCUCCUGUUGAGGCUUGCUGAUCUUGUGCACUUCUCCUGAAGCACUGUUGCUAGAGACUCCUGCAUAGAAUCCUCUGCUUUGCCAUUCACCGAAGUUAGCAGCAAUAGCUUCUGACAACUUUAGUUUAGGAAUUUAACUUAAGGAUAUGGGAGCAGUUUUGCCUAUGUAUGUGAACCAGGUCUCUGAUGUAUUCAGUAUGGUCUACCUUCCACACUAAAUGUCAUGCGACAUUGACUUCAUGACAAUGCCAGUGUGCCCUUUUUAAACAAGUUUCAAAGCCUCAUGAUUGUUAUGGAGAACAAAUAUUGCAGGGCUGGAGACCAAAGAGGCAUUUGUUGUGUGUCUCAGGAGACGGGACUUCAGCAUCCUGCACAUCUGACCCUCCAUAGAACACCAGAUUCCCAAUCUAGUGUUUCCACAAGCACAUUCCUGUCAUCCUUUCUCCAGCCCCUUCUUUGCCAAAAUGUUUAAUAUUCCACAAAAACAAAAUGCAGAUAUUGUAAUCAGAACAAACAGUUUGAGUUCCUCCGUAAAUGACUAUGAGAUUUUAGCUCUGCCUGCUGUGCAUGAUAUGUAGAGGCAAGACUUAGCUGUGUGAAAUCUGAAAAGCUGAACUCCGUGAGCUAUUAAUGUCUCCACAGAGUACAGUGCCUGAGUGAAGCAAUCCACAUACCAAUACAUUGCCAGUUUUUCUUAUCAAAAUCUCACGACUAUUUUUAUUCCCUUCGUUGUGUAAAAGUGUGGACUUACUGUAAUAACAUUACGGAUGUUUUAAAUGCCACCUGGAGGGAUAAAAUUUCUUUCCUAUCAAGUCUAGGUGACUUAUUAAACAAAUAAAAUGUACCUGCACACAUGAAGCAAUGGGAGACGGUUGUUUUUAAGCCAUUUUUAGAACUGAAUAGUGUAAUUGUUGGUGAAACUUGCUUAGAUACUGGAAUAGGAAUUUGCAGGAUCAAAGUAGCAGUUAAGAUGCCCGGGAACUCAUUCAAAAGUUUGCAUAGCUGAUAUUCUCUAGGGAAUACUGGGCUUCUUUGUACAUGGGAACUUCUGGUUCCAAGCAAUUUGAAACCUAAACUGUCACAGAUUUAGGACCAAAUUCUUCAAAGUCCUGAGGGGAUGCUGCUGAGAAGAGUAUCUCUAACUAUGCUGCCUUUAAACCAUGUUGCCAGCACACAGGUGUCAGAGCGCGCUUUACAUGCAGACUGUACACACAGUGAAUGCUUAAUAGAUUCUGGUCCUAAUUCCAAUUGGAGGGAGGUGGAUGGGAAAGAAAGGCAAAUAGUCAGAGGAACUAGUUCUCUACAUUUUGACAUCUGGCUCUAAAUUUCUGAAGCGGGCUCCUCCAAUAGAAGAAGCUGUACCUGCCAACCUUUUCCUGUCAAUAUUAUAUUAACAGUAACAGCACAGAAGCUCCCUUCUUCUGGAAGAAGUUGGCAACUCAGUUGUGCACAUUUUUUUACGGAGUAAAUUACUUUGUCUAUGUCAGGGGUGGGGGAACAUUUCAGCCUUGAGGCCACAUUACGAUUUGGGUAACCUUCCAGGGGCCACAUUCCUGUGGUGAGCAGGGCCAAAGGCGAAAGUGGGCAGAGCAAUGGAUGUGAAUUUUACCUUUUGUACAGUAAGCUGGUUUCUAUACACACUCGCACAUCCCUCUUUAAACUUCCAUUCAGACAAGUCAGAAGCAUUUUCAUUGUUUGAGGGGACAUUCUAGGCAGGCAAAAGUACUCAAGGAAGGUGCAGAGCAAGGCUUCUGAGUUGUGGCCCUGUGGAGAGUCCUGAGGGUUAGAUAAUGAGCCUUGAAGGGCUGCUUUUGGCUCCUUGGACCUGAGGUUCCCCAUCCUUCAUCCACAUAAACAGCCACAUUUCUUCAGGGUUAGCUCUCUCACCCUGGGGAGAUUAGUCAUCAGUUUAUCAUGAAUGGAAGAGGCUACAGCUGUGUGGUGCUGGUUAAGUGCUAAUUUGUAACUAACCUAAGUCUUGCUCUCCAUGAAAAUAUAAUAACAACAAUAAUGUAUUUCUUAUAUACCCCCCUCAUGUGAGUGGGUUGCCCCAGCCACGCUGGCUGGCUUCCAAGAAAAGUAAUAUGAUUGCUUAUCUCUUUGACAUCCAGCAGAAGGGUGUUUCACAGGGCAGGCACAACUACUGAGAAGGUCCUCUGCCUGGUUCCCUGUGGCUUCACUUCUCUAAAUGAGGGAACUGCCAGAAGGCCCUCAGAGCUGGGCCUCAGUGUCUAGGCUGAGCAGUGCGGGUGGAAACGCAAUGUAUCUUGUUGGGACGACAAGAACAAAUUUUAAUGUUGCGCACCAAGGAAUAGUAGACUAGAAUGUGUUGUCCUUCUGUUUUGUACUCCAUGCCAAUUUAAAAGUAAUGGAAAAAUAUGGAUUUGGUGAGUCACAUCUGGAAUAAGGAACAACAGUAAAAAAAAAAAAUUGAUGUUUUCCCGACACACCAUAAACUAAAAGGCUUCAAAGUUUUAUAAUGCAUUGUGUGUAGAAAUUAAUGGGAAAUAUAUAUCUGUUUUUAUAAGAAUUACUAUGAAAUUGCCAAUGUUGACUUGGUUUGUGCCUUUUCAUGGGGGAGUUUGGCUCUAAAUAAAAUACAAGUAAUUUUAUAGACUUAACACUGACAAUUUGCCAUGUUAGUCUAAGCGUGUUUUAAAAUUUUACUGAUACGUUCAAAGGAACGUCGGAGCGGGUGAAAAGUGCAUGCAUAUUGAAAAGGAACAUUCCUAGGGCUGAUAUUUAGCAAACUCAGGCUUUAAUUAUACAUCUAUUUUUCAAAAAACCAAAAUGUAGAGGUAUUUUAAUUUUAUGUGUGAUAAUGGCCAGGGGUGGUGCUAUUCAAUGGCAGUCCUACUCAGAGCAAGCCCAUUGAAGUUAAUGGAUAAACCUAUCAUUUCUUAAUGAAUUUUUGGAAUUCACUACCACAAGAUGAGAUUACCACUGGUUUAGAUGGCUAUAAAACUGGAUUAGGAAAAUUCACAGAGGAUAUGACUCUGAGUGGAUAUUUUCCACGAUAGAUAAAAGGAAAUGUCAUGUUCAGAGACACUUUGUCUCUAAAUACAAGCUGCUGGUCCAACACAGAGUAGCGGAGGGCUAUUGCCUUUGUGCUUUUCUUGUGAACUUCCUGGAAGUUCCUGGAAGACAAACCCAUGUGUCUGUGUGCAUCUAGUGUAGGUAAGGGAACCGCAGGCCCAGGGCUGAAUGUGGUCCUCCAGGCCUCUCUGUCUGGCCCUCAGAGCUCUCCCCAGCCACACCCCUCUUUGCCCUCUCUUGGAGUGUGUUUGCCUGAAUUGAAUAUGUCCCUAAACUCUGAUAAUGCUUCUCUGGAUGGAGAUCUAAGAGGGGUGUGUGAAUGAAUAAAAACUAGCCUAAUGUACAAAGACAAAACCUACUUUUGUUGCUCUGCCCACUUUUGCGUCCCCCACCCCAAAAGUUGCCCAGAAGGGAAUGCAGUUCCCAGGCUGAAAAAGGUUCCCCUGUCCCGUUCUAGUGGGUGCAGUUCUAUGAAUCGGGCACACAGUGCAGAAGCAAAACCCUUUCAUUUUAGUGGGCACAAUUCCACAAUAUGUUUUUGGUUAAGCCUGAAUACAUGAAAUACUAGAUGAGUAGAAAUGAGUGAAUCUUUUUUUUUUUUUUUACAUCCUACUUGGCUCUCGCGCAGCUGGAAAAUUACUGAGGGAGGGAUAUGGUUGAUUAACUGAUAUGAAGUUUAAAGAUUCAAAUAAGCAUUGCCACAUUUAGCAUUCUCUUUCCACGGGCCAGAAAACCAUCUAAUCCUCUACAUUAAACGAGAAAGAAACACUCAGUAGACUACUGCAGAUCACAUAAUGCAAACCAGUGCUUUGCCCUCUGUCUCGCCAGUUUACAAGAGAGAAACAAAAAAUAAAACGCUUAUAGCAACUUUGACAUAAAGCUGCCUUUUUUGUAACUUUCUCAGGAAAUCUGUAGCAGAGCAGAGAACUUAAAACAGGCUGUGGCAACAGGUUUAUUUAUUUAUUUUACUUUGGCAAAUUUUCUGUCAUAAGGAUAAAACUAGAUUAAAUGGGAGGAAACUACGGGCUGGCAUUUUGAUGCAAACAAUGACAAAAAUUUCCAUGCAGGAACAGCACCAAUCCCACAAUAAACAAGAGUUUGGAAGUGCUCAAGAGUCUUGAGGCAUGGGUUAAACCUUUUGUAACCAAGCCAAGCGAUGACUGCAGCUUUCAUUUUAACAUUUGGGGGAAAGCUAUUUCCUCAUUAAAUGUAACACAGGUAAAUGUUUUCUAGGUUAUCUAACCAAACUUCUGCAAAACCACACUGCGUAUGCCUGUGAUGGUGAUCGCUUGAGUCUGCAGUGUCCUCGACAUUCAACAAUAAGUGUCCAAUCUGCAUAUUACGGGCAAGCUUACCAGUUGUGUAGUGAACAACAUCCAGAAGCCACGAUGAAAGAGCCCAUAAACUGUGUGGCAUCUACUACUUUGCAGGUAUUACAUAUUGUAGUAUUUUUAUUCUUGUUUUUUUUAAUAAAAAAACAGCCUUUCAGAAUGAUUCAGUGAUAUAAAUUGUAUUUAUUAAAAUGCAAGGUAAAGGCAACAUUAAUUGACUGAUGUUCAGAGUGUAACUUUUAUAAUAGAAUAGUUGUUAUUGUGGGAGGAAGGAUGGUUCAGUUGUGCAUAUGACUAAGUUUUAGUGUUUCUGGAGGUCUAAUGAAUAUGCAGACCAUUAUCAGGACCCCUCCUCAAAGAAAAUCUAUCCACCCCUUUGCUCCUGAAAAAUAUGCAAUGCUAAUUAAUCCUGACACUUAAGAAUGUGUUUGGCUACUUUUGAAAUUCAUAUUUUAUUGUCACUUCUUAAUUUUUGAAUAGCAACAAUUUAAAGUAAAUUUUAAAAUCAAUAUCUGACUACAUACCGUAUUGGCUUGAAUAUAAGCUGCACUUCUUUCCCAGAUUCUGAUCGUGAAAAGUGCGGCUUAUAUUCAUGAUCUUAUGCCGCGAAAACAGCGCAGCUCCCUCCCCCCAGGAAGCAGCCCGGGAGCGCAGGGCCACAGCGCCUGUCCCGUCCGCGGCUCCCAAGCCGAUUUUUAAAGGUGUGCCUUAUUUCCGGGUGGGGGCCAAUACAGUAAAUGAAACUGGUUGCAAUUUGUUUGCAACUCGAUACAAUGGCACAAAUCUUCCCAAACAGUUCUGAGUGGUGACUUAGCCAGCCAUGCAUGAUCUAUAGAUCUGUGGUGCAAGCCUCACAGGACCUGUUCAUCACAAGCAAACUGAAAUCCAGUUUGGGGGAUUGGGUGGCUGGCCACACACUCAGUAGUUGUAUGGGCUGUCUGACAUCUCUUGCCAAGCAGACUGGGACAAAAGAGCCGUGAACAAUGAGAAUGUCCAUUAAGAUUAACACCCAAUGGUCCAACUUAAUUUGUCUGUGCCAGAUUGAUGGAAUUGUUUUGGCACUGAGUUUAUGUCAAUGGAUUUUCCUGGGAGAAAUCUAGAUUGCCAAUUAGUUCUGGCUCCAAUUUCUGGUAGACAGCAGUAGAAUCUACAGCCUAAUUUUGAUUAGGAUUAUUGAAGAUUACCUCUGAAUCACUGGCUUGCCAUUGUAUCAAAUGCCCCAAUGAUUAAUAAUAUAUUUGAGACCUGUGCUUCAUCUCUGUUCCCUUGCCACAUACACUGUUCUGAUAGUCUUACUGUAGACACAUAAGAACAGUUAUAUAGACAUAGAGGCAAGCGUUUAGUCCUGAAUCAUGGUUAUUCCCUGCCUCAGAAGUCAAGGCAAUCAUGUUCCUCAUGUUAGACAAACCAGUAAUAUUUAAAUUUCCCUCACAUGGGAAAAAUGCUAACACAGUCAUGUCCUGUUGUGACAAAUUGGUCAUUAUUUUGUAGGUUUAGAGGAAUUUUUAAAAACUGAUAUACAAAAUAUGCAAAGAUCAUUUCCUAAACAUAAUUAAGAUCUGAUGAUGCAGUCGGGUUCCUGACCUCAUGGGAAUCCUAAACUGUAGCAUCCUUAAUCCUGUUAUUUGACACCAUGUACAGAGCAAUGCUGUGCAAUUUCUACUUAGAAGUAAGAGCUGCUGUGUUCAGAGUGGCUUAUUCCCAUGCACGUGUGUUUAGGAUUGUAGCCUGAGGCAGGAAUCCUAUACAGACUUACCUUGGAUGUCUACUUUUGAGAGCACAUCCAUAGGAUUACUCUGUACAUUUAAAGCUAAUGAGCCUGAACUGGCAAGCAAAGGUUAUUUCCUGAGGAGCUACUAAGGAUGAUUCUUGUAUUUUGUUAUUUUACAUGGCAUCAUUAUUUUUCUUUUUCAUGAGAGUGGGUAUUCACUUUUCACUAUCUUUGAUAGAAAGAUGGUAUGUUUGUAUGGUUUAGGAUCCACUGGUGGCCUAAUUCACAACCACAGUUUUCUCCUUAAGAAGAUAUAUAGGCAGACAUACAGUAGACAUUAACAGUGCAAUCCUAUGUGUGCUUACUUGGAGGUAAGAUUCAUUAUGUUAUGUUAAAUGGACUUGCAUUAUACACUAAAGAUAAUUUCCAGACAUUUCUAUAAAGUGGUGAUUUUCCAAGCAGUUGGCUAAUACUGUCAGGUAUAUUUCUAUGCCUUUAGCAGGUACAUAACCACAGUGCAAAAGUUUUACUACUUAUUCAGGGACCUAGUGUUUGUAGAAACAUUUUAAAAAUCAGUGUCAUUAAAGAAGGGAUAGGCAAAUUGUUGCCAUUCAGAUGUUGUAGGAUUUACACAGGUCCCUGCUCUGUCCCUCUAUAAAGAAGUUAAAUGUUAUUGUUUAGUGUAAUACCCUGUUUUUUUAAAUGAAUAUUGCUUGGAAUAGUGGUUUUAUAAGCAUGGCUUGUAUGUGCUUUAAUGGCUGAAAAAUGAUCUUUGGUUCAAGCUGUCCUCAUGAAAAUGGGAGUGUCACCCCUUCUCCUUUGUGUCAUUAACUAGCAUGGCACCAAGACUAUUUUGAGUCCUUUGAAUCUUUGGGGAUUUAAGCUAGGCUUGCACAGAAAGAUUAUUUGAAGCCAUCACACAUCCCAGCUGCACAUAGAUAGAAUGAUAGAAUGUUUUACAGAUAGGUUCACAUAGCACUCAAAUGCAAGAUACAUGUCUGGCUUUGUCUUCUCUCAAAUCUCAGACACCUACAGUAAACCAAAUUGUUGGAAGCAAAUCUGCAUGAUCUCAUCCUACCUAUUCUCUCUGGAAUGGAGAGAUAAUCUAAGCAUAGUAUUAUUUUACUGAAAGAACAAAGAAUGCUAUACAGGAAUCUUUCACUGAAGGGCUGAAAGAAAAAUUAAAUCCCUCCUAAUCUGUGACUGUUCUGACCAUAUAUUAGUUUUGAACAUAUUAGUGGCCAGAUCUUGUUGCACAGCAAAUUCAACACCGGCAAUGUUAUCCUAUACAUGUCUGCUCAGAAGUAAGUUCCAUUGAAUUCAAUAGGGUAAGUGAUUAGGAUUGCAGUUUUAAGCUUACAUCUCUUAUAAAACACAGGGUAAAACAUGAAGAGAUUUUUUUUUAUAGACAAUGAUUCUGGCUAGCAUAACUAGAAGUAAAGAUCACUAGAAUAUAGUAGCAAUGCUUUAUUGGCUGCUUUUGAGCAUUGGAGAUCAGAUUUUUUUCUCCUCUUGGAUGCUAGUUAAAAGGCUUUUUAUUGUUUACUUGUGUUCUAAAAAUAGUCUAUGAGUUUUUUUGUUUUUUGUUUUAAAGGAUAUUGGCACUUUUCUCAAUCUAUUUUGAACUACUCUUUCUCUAUAAAACUUUUACUGCUUUGUGGGCAAAUUGUAAUAGCCUGCCAACUUUUCAAAUCUGGAACUGCUGCUUCCAGGAAUUUGAGGACAAUUGCUAAAAACAAGAUGUUUCUUAGUGCUAAUAGUAGCAGCAGGCCCAUGAUGAAUCCAAUAAACCUCUCAUAUUGGUUGAUUCAUUUAUGACAGUUAACAAUACGGCAAUGUAGCAUUUUGCUCCGUGUAAACAAAAAUUUUGUUCUGUGUAAACUUCAGUGAUUAACACCUUUCAAGGCAUCAGUUAUAUGCAGUGUGAUAAAUUGGUUUUUCAUUUACUGGUAGUUCAUGUGGGGUGAAAAUUUGUAACAAAGCAGCAGCCACUAUCAAAAAAUUUCAAGAGUGAAAAUAAGUCCCUAUCUCCUAUUUUCAAAGGUUACAUGAAUUCUUUAUAUAAAUAUUGCUUCACAGAUGACAAAUUCUGGAAUGCCAGCUUGUCAUAACAAAAUCUAUAGUGUCCUAUUUCCCCAACUUAUCUGCCACCUUGCAAUACAUCAAACAGCUCUUAAGGGGGAUUUCAAAAUAGGUUCGUCGCAUCCAAACUUGAAUGGUAAAACAAAGGAAUUUUGGGGAACUCAGAUCAUCCCAUAAUUUCACAACUCGGUUUGUCUUGGAAAUCAUUGUAUUGGCAUUGUAUAGAUUGUUAUGCCUAUUUUUCUGGUAACCAGUGGGCAACAGCUUAUCACAUAUAGAUUUUAAAAUGUCAGGGUCUGAACUGUUAUAUAGUUUGAAUCUGUUUUUCAAGACUAUGCUUUUUUGCUCAUUGUUUUAGAAAGUACUGGAUGAAUGCCAGGAUCUGAGAGCCUGCCAACUCCUUGUCAAUAGUCGGGUUUUUGGACCUGAUCUAUGUCCAGGAAUCACUAAAUACCUUCUAGUCUCCUUUAAAUGCAAACCUAGUAAGUAAUUUGUAGAACAGGCAAGUGUCAUUUUUGUACUUGUUUUGCUUUUUGUUUUGACUGCAGUGCCGGCACAGACAUCUUUGCAUGAAUCUAUGCGAAGCUCUGAAGUGGAUUCACCCAGUCCUUGUACCAAAGUUUGUGGGUUUUGAUAAGCAUGUUAUUCACCACUUUUCAUAAAAGUUUAUGUCCAUGUGCAAGUGAGUUAUAUCUGGCAAUGUGCACAGAGGUCCGACAGAACCAAAACACUACCCUGCAGCUAUUUUUCAGAAGUGACAUAGUAUCUCUAUCAGCAUUGUCAGAGAAUGUAUGGAAAUGACCCUUCACACAUGCACAUCCAUCAUAAAAGAGCAUAACCCAUCUAGGGAAUAAAAUUUGCUGUACAUAUUAGUUUCUGCUGUAGAUUGUUGGGGGUCUUUAAAAAAAUUCAUUACAAGAUGGGACAUAAAUCAUUAAGGUGAAUGGGGAUAAGUGCAGGUGCCUUUCUAGAAAGGUGGAAACUUCACAGUGCAAUCUAUGCAUGUCUACAGAAGUAAGUCCCAUUGAUUAUAGGAUAGAGACUAGUGUGCCUAUAUAUUUUAUUUACUUCUCAUUAUUUCUAUUUUGUUUUUUUACCAAUGUAAUCAAAAUGGCUUAUUAAUAUAAAAGAGCAAUAAGAUACUAACCGCUGCCCCCCUGCAGAUCUCAAACCGUAGGUUGUCAGGUAUGGGGGAGUUGAGUUUUUUAGGGCUUUGUACAGGAGUACCAAAUAUUGGAUUGGGCCCAGUAAUACACAGGCAGCCGGGACUGAUGAUUUGUUUUCCCAUCUUACUGUCACAUUUAACAACCUGGAAGCAGCAUUCUGCACCAGAUAUAUGAUCUAAUCUUCAAAGUUAGCUCCAUGUAGAGUGUAUUGCAGUAGUCUAAUCACUACUUGCAGUAGUCAAAGUCUUUGGUGCAGAAAAUUCAAAUAACAAACUUUGGGAGCCCAACAUAGAAAAAAGCUCAUUCCAUUAAGGGCAAUGUGACUUAAUUUCUACUUCAUGAAGAUAGUAAUGGCUGGCUUUCUUUCACUAGAUUCUGUCACUGUUUUUUAAAAAACAGCAACACAGAAAACCUAAAUGCCAGUGUAUUUUAUUUAGCAGACUUCUGUCUUUUGAAUGACCUGAAGAAAGUGUUUUGGUGAGUGACUAAUACGGUCAAGCUAAUGCUAUGAAUUUAAUCAGGUUGCACUGCAUUUGAUUUAGAUACAGCUAGAUUUGCAAGCCAACUGGCUGCACAUUUCUCAGAAGUUAGUGCUACCGAGUUCAGUGGGAUGUACUCACAACACAAAUAAGUGUGCAUAGGGUUUUAGACCUAACAACAUUCAUUUUGUUGGUCAAAGCCUUACAUUUCAGAGUUGGCCUCAUUGGAAACCUAGCUGGUAGUAGCCGGUACUUGUGAGUGGGAUAGGGAUACAUAUUGUGAAAGUAGGAAGUCACAUCCUCAUGCAUACCCUGCAGUACAAAUGGUGAUUGCAUUGGAUGCUUUGCAUCCAGAGAUACAUCACAGAAUAUGCAGAUGCAUAUUCUCCAUAUUCAAUCUCUGUGUGGUUCCCAGUUCAGGAAGGGAUUCUGUGUAUAGAUAUACGUUUCUCCUUGGAGAUUUCUCUUGCUGGAUCAGUGUGUAGAUAUCAGUCUUCACCUAAUCAAAGCUGGUUGUGACAAAGCCCCAGUAAAACUAACAAAACAAAUAUGACUAAUAUGAGUCCCCUUGCUCUUGAUGGAGCUUAGUUUUUCUGUGCUUAUAAAUAGACCGAGGGAGGGGGGACGCGCUUCUUCAAUCAUUUGCUUAAUUUCACUUAUUCACUUUAAAUCCAAGUAGUUACUGUUAUUUUUGAGAAUAAUCUCUUGUUAUCUUAUAUUGCAUUAGCCUCAUUCUUUUAUGUUACCCUUUAGGACCAGAAAACAUGUGGAUUCUUUGUCUGCUGGGCAGCAUAUGUAGGGUUCAGGCUGCACAAAUAAUAGGCAGUCAUGAGGGAAAUGCCAAGGACUUUUGAAUGACGUUGUUUCCUGCUGUUGAUAAAAUGUACUUAAAGUUUUUCACAAAUAAACAAAGCCCUUUAGACUGUUACAUUUCACAUUAAAUAAUAAUAAUAAUAAUAAUAAUAAUAAUAAUAAUAAUUUAUUAUUUGUACCCCGCCCAUCUGGCUGGGUUUCCCCAGCCACUAUGGGUGGCUUCCAUAGAAACAAAAAAUACACUAAAAUAUCACAGAUUAAAAAACUUCCCUGAACAGGGCUGCCUUAAUAUGUCUUCUGAAUGACAGGUAGUUAUUUAUCGCUUUGACAUCUGAUGGGAGGGCGUUCCACAGAACGGGCGUCACUACUGAGAAGGCCCUCUGCCUGGUUCCCUGUAGCUUUGCUUCUCACAAUGAGGGAACCGCCAGAAGGCCCUCGGCGCUGGACCUCAGCGUCCAGGCAGGACGAUGGGGGUGGAGACGCUCCUUCAGGUAUACUGGGCCGAGGCCGUUUAGGGCUUUAAAGGUCAACACCAGCACUUUGAAUUGUGCUCGGAAACGUACUGGGAGCCAAUGUAGGUCUUUCAAGACCGGUGUUAUGUGGUCUCGGUGGCCGCCCCCAGUCACCAGUCUAGCUGCCACAUUCUGGAUUAGUUGUAGUUUCUGAGUCACCUUCAAAGGUAGCCCCACGUAGAGCGCAUUGCAGUAGUCCAAGCGGGAGAUAACUAGAGCAUGCACCACUCUGGCGAGACAGUCCGCGGGCAGGUAGGGUCUCAGCCUGCGUACCAGGUGGAGUUGGUAGACAGCUGCCCUGGAUACAGAAUUGACCUGCGCCUCCAUGGACAGCUGUGAGUCCAAAAUGACUCCCAGGCUGCACACCUGGUCCUUCAGGGGCACAGUUACCCUAUUCAGGACCAGGGAGUCCUCCACACCAGCCCGCCCCCUGUCCCCCAAAAACAGUACUUCUGUCUUGUCAGGAUUCAACUUCAAUCCAUUAGCCGCCAUCCAUCCUCCAACCGCCUCCAGGCACUCACACAGGACCUUCACCGCCUUCACUGGUUCUGAUUUGAAAGAGAGGUAGAGCUGGGUAUCAUCUGCAUAUUGAUGGACACCCAGUCCAAACCCCUGAUGAUCUCUCCCAGCGGCUUCAUAUAGAUGUUAAAAUGCAUGGGGGAGAGGAUGGAACCCUGAGGCACCCCACAAGUGAGGGCCCAGGGGUCUGAACACUCAUCCCCCACCACCACUUUCUGAACACGGCCCAGGAGGAAGGAGCGAAACCACUGUAUAACAGUGCCCCCAGCUCCCAGUCCCUCUAGACGGUCCAGAAGGAUGUUAUGGUCGAUUGUAUCAAAGGCCGCUGAGAGAUCCAGCAGAACUAGGAAACAACUCUCACCUUUGUCCCUAGCUCGCCGGAGAUCAUCAACCAGCGCGACCAAGGCAGUUUCAGUCCCAUGAUGAGGCCUGAAUCCCGAUUGGAAGGGAUCCAAAUGGUCCGCAUCCUCCAGGCGUGCCUGGAGUUGUUCAGCAACCACGCGCUCAAUCACCUUGCCCAAGAAUGGAAGAUUUGAGACUGGGCGAUAGUUGGCCAUACUGGCCGGGUCUAAAGAUGGUUUUUGAAGAAGCGGUUUAAUGACCGCCUCUUUCAGCGGAUCUGGGAAUGUUCCCUCACAGAGGGAAGCAUUCACCACCCCACAGAGCCCAUCGCCCAGCCCUUCCCGGCUUGCUUUUAUUAGCCAGGAUGGGCAAGGAUCAAGGAGACAGGUGGUUGGUUUCACGCGUCCAAGCAGCCUGUCCACAUCCUAGGGGGUAACAGAUUGAAAUUGAUUCCAUGCAACUUGACCAGACAGAGCUCUAGCACUCUCCCGCCCCAGCCCUGCUCCCACGGUGGUGUCUAGCUCCUUCCGAAUAUGAGUGAUUUUAUCUGCAAAAAACUUUGCAAAAUCGUUGCAGGAGAUCUUGGGGUCUUUACAAGGCCCCGGUGGUAAAGGUGGUUCCGUUAAAUUGCGAACCACCUGAAAGAGUCUCCUGCUACUAUUUUCUGCAGAUGCAAUAGAGGCGGUGAAGAAAGUCUUCUUCGCCGUCGCUAUCGCCACUUGGUAGGCUCAACGUUGAGCUCUAACCUGUGUCCGGUCAGAUUCGGAGUGAGUUUUCUGCCACCGACGCUCUAGCCGUCUCAGCGAUUGUUUCAUCGCCCUCAGCUCCAAAGAAAACCACGGGGCUGUCCGGGCUCCAUGCAAUCGGAGAGGGCGCUUCGGAGCCAGACAGUCGAUAGCCCUGGUUAACUCCGCAUUCCAGCGGGCCACCAGGGAAUCAGCUGAAAGGCCAUCAACAUGGGAUAAAGCAUCCCCUACCACUCUCUGGAAACCAUUUGGAUCCAUUAAGUGGCGGGGCGGACCAUCCGGAUUGGUCCCACCUCCCUGCAGAGGGAAGGGUCGCGGAGAAGUCCAGUUGCACCAGGAAGUGAUCUGACCAUGGCACUUCUUUUGUUUCACUUUUACUUAGUGUCAGAUCACCCACGUCACUAGAGGUGAACACCAGGUCUAAGGCAUGUCCAUGACUAUGAGUUGGGCCAAACUUAUUCAGGGACAGCCCCAUGGAGGCCAUGCUUUCCACGAAGUCCCGAGCAGCCCCUUGUAAGGUCGUGUCGGCAUGGAUGUUAAAAUCCCCUAGGACAACCAAACUAGGUGUCUCCAGGAGAAAAUCCGCCACGACCUGAAGCAGCUCGGACAGGGAAUCCUUGGUGCAGCGGGGAGGUCAGUACACCAAAAGGAAUCAUGUACUAUUGUACUAUUGCCCAACUUCCAGAACAUGCACUCAGAAAACUGGAUCUUCCCAGCAGGACACCUGGUGCAAGCUAGUGACUUCCUAAAAAUCACUGCAACCCCCUCUCCCCGCCCACAUGACCUGGGUUGCUGUGCGUAAGAGAAACCUGGUGGGCAAGCAGCGGCAAGGACAGGCCCAUCUGCUUCCUCCAACCAGGUCUCUGUCACACAUGCCAGGUCAAAUCCUCCAUCCACAAUCAGGUAGUGGAUGGCAGUGGUUUUAUUCAUCAUUGACCUGGCAUUACACAGCAACACCUUCAGGUCAUGUGGGUUUCCCCUGUUGAUUCCAGUAUCCAUCCGGUCAAGGCCAGACCCGGAGGCAGGGAUAGUCUUCAAACAACAACUAAACCUGCCUCCUCGGUAAUGACAUGGUCUGGUCUUAGCGUAACUCCGCCUCCUGCCCAUGAUCACCGAGAUCGGAUGUCCCAGUGCUUCCCCCCCUGUGGAACUUGUCCCAGCGAUCGUGUUGGCUGCGGCCCCACCCCUUAAAACAAAACACAAACUAUACAGAACCAAUAAAACAACAACAACAAAAAGAACAGAACAAUUAUACUAAAAUUAAUCCCCAACCAAAUAUCCAUCCCACCCACCCACCCCCAACAAAGGAAAAAAGGAAAAAAAGAAAUAAAAAUUUAAAUUGCCACCGACUGCUUGAGGACAUUUUAAAGCACAUUAACCACCUGGAACAGGGAAGCAAUGGCAGAAUAACUGAUUUUUACAUCUCUGGAAAACGGUUCUUAAAAACAUUGACUUGAAACUAAAUCCCUUUGGUUUCCAUAGAAUUUGCUUUCAGGUGGAUGUGUUUGGGAUAGUGUCUUUUCACCAGUUUCAUCUUAAUACUUAUCACCUAUAUCCUGUGAUAUGGCCAAAGGUUAAACUCCAUAUCUGCCUCCAUACUCAUAGCUCUUCCAGAUGAACAAAUUCCUUGGCAAGAUUACCACUGCAGCGGAAAGUUUUUUUGUGCAGGAAGAAAGCAGAGUUGUCCUCCAAAAGGACAUUGAGUCUAAUACACCAACCCCUCCCCAUCUUUACUCUUAGCUGCUCCAUACAAGAACUUUCGAAGAGCAGGGAUCAUCAGAUGAGGAGGUAGAAAGGGAGAAGGACCAUCCAAAUCCUAUAAUUUGAGAGUGUCUCUUACAAAACCUUGUCUUGUCCCAAUAAGAUUCUUCCCCCACCCCCAGCCUCUCAAAAGUAGAUUGAUUUCUAAAUGAGGGCCAAAAGAAUUAUCUCCAUAAGGAGAUUAGCCAUAAAGCUGCUAUGUUCAGGUGUUAUUUAAUCCUGGAUACCUCUAAGAUUUAGGCACAAUGAACAUUAUUUAGGGAGCCUGGUUAUAUUAUUAGAAUUCAGUUCUAUCCCAAGUGCAUUUUCUGACAUUCCUUUGAACCACCCUUACCUUUAUUAUUAAGACAUAAAAUUUAUCUAACUAAAUAUUUAAGUUAGAUUCAGGAUAAUAUAUGUUAAGAAUGUAAGAAGAGCCUUGCUGGAGCGGACAGGUUGUCUAUCUUGUCUAGCACCCUGUUUCCAACAGUGCACAGAUAGAUGCCUCUGAGAAGCCUAAAAGCAGGACAUAAAGACAACAGUCUCCCCACAUCUUAUAUCACCAGCACCACUCAUAGAUUUCUCUUCCCCAACCUGGUGUCCUUGAGAUGUUUAGGAUUGCAACUCCCAUCAGCCACAACUGCAAUACCUCAAGGAUCACCCCUCCCCAUAUAAACUGAUUUGGCCCUGUGAUCAUCAUCUGAGCCCCUUUUUUGUGUGCCUUGUCCACAAGAGGUCUGGAGAGUGGCAACAUGAGAAGAGGCCUUUUCUGUGGUUGCUCCUCAUCUGUAGAAUGUUCUCCUCAGGGAGGCUUGCCUGGCGCCUUCAUUACACAUAUUUAGGUGCCAGGUGAAAACAUUUCUCCUUAACCAGGCCUUUUGGCGAUUAACAUUCUAUGUCCUUUUAAAUGUGUUUGUAAGAAGGGGGUUAGUGGUUUGUUCUUGUACUUGUUUUUAUUAUGUAUUUUGUGUUCUAAUUUUGUAUUUCUAUGUUGUGAACUGCCCUGCGAUCUUCAGAUGAAGGGCGGUAUAUAAAAUUAGUGAAUAUUAUUAUUAUUACUAUCCGGCUGGCAACUGUAGCCCAAAACAUCUGGAGGGCACAAGGAGAAGGAAGGCUGGUCAUCUCCUUUUCUGCAUAGUUUUAUAUGCAUUUUUGGCAAAGCUGCACAUUUUUGUAAGCAAUUUUUUCCAAGAUAAUGUGUUUUUCUAUGUUGCUUUCACAAAUAAAUUCAUUUUUAUACACACUUUCCCCUAAUAUAUGCGGUUUUGUGAAUGUCAUUUGGAAAACCGAAUGACAAAACUUGGAUAAGUGCUCAUUUUGAAGGAUGCCUGUGUUUCGGUACUCGUUGUUUUGGAAAGUGUGGGCUUGAUCAAUUCUGCUUUAAAUGCAAAGAAUAGAAUUUCUUCCCCAUCCCUAACCGUAAGAACUUCAUCUCAAAGGUGGCUAUACAGAUAUAUCUGGAAAUGAACUCCAUUGGUGGGGGAAAUGAAGUUUACUUCUGAGUAGACAUAUAUAGGAUUGCACUGUAAAUUUCUUAAGCAAGUCAUGUUCUUUAGCUUCAGAGGCCAUAAAUAAAUAAAUAAAUGGUUUGACAAACUGUUGAGGCACCUAUGGCUGAGGUGGUCAGCUCUGCCCAAUUUGCUAGUUUGUUUGGUUGUUUAUGUCAGGGGUAAGGAACCUUUGCCUCUCCAGAUGUUGUUGGACCCCAGCUGAGAUCAGCCUUCAGCCAGGCUGGACAGUAGUCAGUGAUGAUUGGAGUUGGGCUCGACCAACAUUUGAAGGGCCACAGGUCCCCUAUCCCUAGCUUCUGUUUUUAUUCUCCCACACUGGAGGUAGGAUUCCCCCCCCCCCCAGCCAGCUUACAAAAAUGCAACAAAAAUAACAAAAUAUAAAACAAUAAAAGAACAUACAAUAAAACAUUGUAUAAAAGUAGCCACACAAAACACAGAAAUCAAAUGCAUAACACAAUGGACAAUAGCGUCAUAGUAAACAACAAAGAAUUCUAGCAGCAUUUGACAGCCAUGGCAUCCAGUUACAUUUUGUGGGGCGGGGCAGGUUUUCACUGCAUGCUCAAAGUAAGCACUGACUGAGCUUGGCUGGGUUCUUUUGGGAGGUUAUGCCAUAAUCACCACCUCUCAACUGAAAAGGCUUUUUGUGGAUCCACCUCAGGUCAAAUGACUUAGGAAGUAUGUGAGCAUAUUAAACAAGUAAAUUGAGAUAUUAUGGGGAGUGGGCAGCAGGGAACAUCACAAAAAGAUUGCACUUUCAGCAGUGAUCGUAGGUUGUUUUUGUAAAUGGACCAGACUAACAACCAGACUAACUCCCCACCAAUAAGCAGUGUUUUUCUCUUUCCUUUGCAGCUGAAUAUAAAACCAGAUUAGUGUGUGAGAAUGAAGAACUGAAACUCCACUGUAAAGAGUCGAAAUUCCUUAACAUCUAUUCUGCCUCAUAUGGCAGGGCUGCACACAAGGAGGACACCUGUGCUACAGAAACGGGCCGCUUCCCUCAGUUUGGUAGGUUGACAAAAGAGUAUCUGUGUUAGGUCAGAUUCACUGGCAAUGACCACUGGCAUCCCCCAACCUGAUGGCCUCCGUAUAUUUUGAACUACACUCCCACCAGUCCAGCAAAGCUGACUGGAGUUGCAUUCUAAAACAUCUGGAUGGGGAAGGCUGGAAUAGUGGGUUAAACCACAGAGCCUAGGACUUGCCGAUCAGAAGGUUGGUGGUUCGAAUCCCUGCGACGGGGUGAGCUCCUGUUGCUCGUCCCGACUCCUGCCAACCUAGCAGUUCAAAAGCACAUCAAAGUGCAAGUAGAUAAAUAGGUACCACUCUGGCAGGAAGGUAAAUGGUGUUUCCGCGCACUGCUCUGGUUCGCCAGAAGCAGCUUAGUCAUGCUGGUCACAUGACCCGGAAGCUGUACACCGGCUCCCUUGGCCAAUAAAGCGAGAUGAGCGCUGCAACCCCAGAGUUGGUCACGACUGGACCUAAUGGUCAGGGGUCCUUUACAUUUACCUUUACAGCUAAGCUGUAUGAAUGUAUGCUUGCGAACACCAUUACCCUGAUUUUUGGACAGGAACUAUAGACAUGGAAAAUAAUUAUUUUAAAGGCAACCUAGCUAAAGUUCUAACACUUUUGUUUAGCAUGCCAGGGCACUGUCUUGGAAAACUAUGGUAAAAAAAAUGCAGGAUUCAGUUCUUAGUUAAUAUUUAACUGUUUAACAGGAUUCAGGAUUUCAGCCAGAGUGCUGCUUGUUUAUGCCUUAGUUCCAAGUAUGUGGCAUGGAUGCAUUUAGUCCUAUUUUCAGCAUAUUACGAGACCAAAAUAUACACACAGCUUGUUCAAAACCAUCUGGGUUUUGAUGACAACAAAAACCCAUGUGGGAAUUACUGAUGACAUAGGCCUAGUUCCCAGGGCCAAAUCAGGCCACAGAGGCCCCCUGAUCAGAUUUCCUGCUGUCUCUUUACAUUUUGGAAAAAGCUUGAAGGUUAUGUCUGCAUGCAGAAAGUUGUUCUGUGAAGCAUCUCCAUGUUCCUGCUUUUGCCUAAUAUAGAGGUUGAGAAGGAACCCCUUAUUUUUUCUCCCCUCUUUUAGAAAAUGGCUGGCUGUCAGAGGAAUUUGGGGCAGAGAUACAUAAUGCCUGAAGUUGUGUUAAAGGAAGUCUGUGCCCAUGUGGUAUUAGUAAUAACAAUGAUCAAUUCGUUUUCAAACAGGAGAAGGGGGAUGAAAUGAUGAGAUCCAAAAAAGAAUGUGUAUGAAAGGAACGCAAGCUUUUUUCUUGAGGGUACGAUGACGUCACAAAAACAUAAGGGAAUUAUUCUCCAGAUAUCUGGGGCGGUUGCUCCUGCUGCCUGAACAUUAUUUUGACAAAAUAUGCCAUGUAUAAUAUUUAUAAGUAGGUCCCUCAUGCAUCUGCUUACACAGCAAAACUUUAACUACAGUUGUACCUUGGUUUUCAAAUUUAAUCCAUUCCAGGAGGCCGUUCGAAAACCAAGGUGCUGCAUCCUGCAGCCAAUCAGAAGCUGCACCAAACGUUCGACUUCCGAAAAUUGUUCGAAAACCAGAACAUCACUUCUGGAUUUCGAUCGUUUGGGAGCUGAAACGUUCAAGUUCAAAGGCAUUCUUCGGCUUCCGAGGUUCCACUGUACUUGAGUGAAGCCGAGAUGAACAUGAACGUUUGUAUGUUACUUUCACCACAUUUGCUUGCUAUAGGCUCGGCUGCACCAGCUCAUGCACCAAGUGGACAGCUACAUCUGUCUAUCAAGGUUUCCGUUUCCUUUUGCUGCCCCAGCCUAGCAUUUGGCUGGAUAGCCAUCGAUAUGUGCUCAUUGGCAAGGCCGCUCCAGAUCUUUCAUGGAUUAUUUUCUCUCUAUGGACUAUAAGGACCAUACUUGCCUAGCCCAUAAGAAGAUUGUAAGGCUCAGUGCAUGAAAUGAAUACCUUGGAGAACCAGGCAAGCUGGCACAUGUGCAUAUUAACGUAUUGCUUAUAAAAGUGAAGGGGGAAAAUGGAAUUCUAUGUUAACAGGAAGCAGGGUAAUAAAAAAUCAAGGCUUGGUUACUUUGACUUCAUGGUCUACACAAAUUACCUCCUCUCUACGCCAAACAUUAUAGCCUGCCAACUGUUCUAAACUUGGCUUGGCCAAGUUCUUGUCUCUUGUGUUCAUCACCCUGCUUUCAAACCAAUCAUUUUCCCAAUAAGGCACAAGAUUUAAAAGACAAUUUAUUGGCCAGCGAAAAUGAAAUACGAUGCCAAGCUGAGAGAAUGGGAAAAGUUUUAGGUUCCCAUAUGUUCCUGAAGCUAUAAAUUGUUCUGGUUAAUAUUACAAAUGCUUGAAGGAAAGGUUAUGCAAAAGACAAUAUAACCUGUGAAAAGGAUCAUGUUCAGGGGCCAAACUAGACCUGAUGUUAAAAAAGCAUGAUUGCAUUUAACAAGUAUUAUUUUAUCCUUUCAAAUGCCUCAAACAUUAUAUCCCACUAUUUGAAGUGUUGUUGUUUUUCCAUAUUUGAUUUGCUUCUUAAAGCUCCCAGGUCCCAAGUAUGGUGAGCCCACGAAUAUGCAAGCUUUUAUUUUUAUUUUCUAGGAAAUUUCUAGCACCAAGAUUUAGUCUUAGAGAAACAUUUUUUAAACGGAUCAACAAGCAGCAAGGGAAACAGUUUAAAUCACAUGAAUAUUGUUUGUUCUGUUUAGUAACACGGCUAUUUGGGAUGAACUUCUUUUUAAUUAUAUCCUUCUUUCCAGCAUCACACAGUUGUCACUGCAUGAUAUGCAGUGCACACAUGUGAAUGUGUGGAGUGCCCAAUCUUUGCUGUACAGUUGGCUCUGGCUAGUCCAUUGAAUUGAAAGCUUUUGUGCACUACAGAACAGAAAGAGAAGUCUACCAGUGUUUGAAAUGGGAGAGGCUUUCAGAAUCGAAGAGAAGGAUUGCCAGUCUCAUUAAACUCUACACAAUUUAUGGCUCCAGCAGCUCUGAAUAAUUUGCAUGUCAAAACGUGUCUAAAAUAAAGCCAAUUAGUACCUGAAAAGAACUUUCCUUCAGAAACAACAGACUCCAAUCUGUUCAAUAGCAGCUCAAGUCAGAGCUGAUAUUUUACAGCCAUGUUUUGGAAAUGCUUUUAUGACCUCGUCUUUUCAGUGUCAGAUGGAUUCAUGUCCACUACAUAAAAAAACACCAGCAUUGCUUGGCACCCUUGUGGUUAGUAACCACUGAUCACAGAAGCAAGGCAGCAGAUUAAAAGAGGUUAGACAAUGGACUGUGCUCUCACUCCUGCAGUGAUCACAGAAGUCAAUAUGUUCCUACCAUUAUUGUGUGUGUGUUGCCGUCUCCCUUCAUUUUGGCAUUGAAAUAACGACUCUCUGAAACUUACCCUGUGAAUUUCUGAGCCCUAAUCCUAGUCAAAUCACUUGACUUCAUAGAUUUCCUCGGCCAAAUCUACGAUCAAAGAUAGAUAUACACUCUAUAUCUAUCAAAGAUAGAUAUACACUCAUAUACAACACCGUCGGAUCAGACAGGACAGGGGUAGCCAAUGUGGUGGCCUUUAGAUGCUGCUGACUAAAACUCCCACCAUCCCUGGUCAGUGGCCGUGCUGGCAAGGCCUGAUGGGAGAACAUCUGGAGGCCACCAUGUUGACUUCCCCUGAAAUAGCAAGAUGCAAUGCAUAAAAAGGGCAUGUGUUGCUGAGUCCUGGUGUGUUUGUAGUCUGCCUCCCAAAUUCUCAGAGCUGCAUUAGGGUUGCCCACCUGCACCUGUCCAAACUUGAGGCGUCAUUCUCCUGUUCUGGAAGAUCUGCUUAUCUCAAGAGACUAAAGAGAAGGAAGUAAGAAGGAGAAGACGGGGGAAAGUUGGCAUUACUCCAGAUCUUCCAGUAAUUUGGGUUUGUUUUUUGGUUUGCUUGUUGCACGGGUGUGUGCAGGGGGGUGGGGAGGCAAAAUUUGAUGCCUCUCUCAGCUCUCACACUGCCUUCCCGAGCUGGCUAAGUGAAGUGCUGGGCUUUGGGAAGGUGUGAGGCACUGGCAGGGUCCUGGGGCCCUCCCACAUCCUUCCGAAAGCUGGGAAACUGCUAACUAGGCUUUGGGAAGGAGGAGCGAAGACUCUUGGACCCUGUCACAGCCUUCACAUUGAGCCAAGCUAUUACUGCAAUGAGUAGGUUUCUUGAGUUAGCACUGUGUUUGUAACAGCAAGUAUAUAUUUCCAAGCACACUUGUAUAUAAUAGCUCCUUUCUUUGAACAAGUCAUUGGUAUCUAUAUUUGUAUGACAGUUUUUUUAAAAUUUCUCCCACAUUUCAGAUUGCUUUUCCUACUCAGCUUUAGCAGUAUUAUCUAAAAUGUGUUACGGGAAACAGAGGUGCAAAAUCUUUGCUAACAACCAUAACUUUGGAAGACCAUGCCUGCCUGGUGUGAAAAAAUAUCUCAACGUCAGCUAUGCAUGUGGUAAGAAAAAUUACAUUACAAUUUUUUUUACAUUAUAAAAUCUGGAUUUUAUAAUGCCAGAUUGAGAAAUCCACAUGUAUAUAAAGAGGCAUUUGUUUCUAAAUCUGGGCUUCAGCUUACACCUGUGAUCUGUAUCAUUCCCAUCUUUUAACACCAGAGUUGGGUACAUUCAUACAGUUACAGAUUUAUAGUACCCAGUUACUAUUAAUAAAACCUUGAAAAGAAUAAAAGAUGAAAGUAAAUGUAUUAGCAAAAAUAUUGCCCACCCGCAAAAUGUUGUUCAGUGACAAUUAGUGUGAAUGUAUGCGUGUGAGGGUUCCAAGGGAGGAGAUUGCAGCUGCAGCCCUUCCAUCCCAUCUUCCUCCUGCUACUCUGCCAUGAGCUAAGGCAAGGCUUGUCUUGCUCCAAGCAAACCACAAGCUGCAAAUCACUCUUGGUUAUACAUCUUGGCUGGUCAGAAGUAAGACAUACCAUGAACCUGGUUUCAGAUGAUACACCAAGUCAAACUAUAGCUUAGCUCACAGCAGCGUUUAUAAUGUUUGAGGUAUUUUGUGUUUAAAUAUCUUAUGGUAGCUGCUCGGAGUGGUUGGGGUAACCUAGUCAGAUGGGUGGCUCAUCAUCAACAUCAUCAUCAUCAUCAAUUCAGUCCAAAGUGUUCAAUUUGUUGACCAGAGGACAAUAAGUGUAUGUUAAGGGAAAGAGCAGGACGCGGGUGGCGCUGUGGGUUAAACCACAGAGCCUAGGACUUGCCAGUCAGGUUGGUGGUUCGAAUCCGCGCGAUGGGGUGAGCUCCCGUUGCUCGGUCCCUGCUCCUGCCAACCUAGCAGUUCGAAAGCACGUUAAAGUGCAAGUAGAUAAAUAGGUAGGAAGGUAAACAGCAUUUCCGUGCGCUGCUCUGGUUCGCCAGAAGCGGCUUAGUCAUGCUGGCCACAUGACCCGGAAGCUGUACGCCGGCUCCCUCGGCCAAUAAAGCGAGAUGAGCGCUGCAACCCCAGAGUCGGUCACGACUGGACCUAGUGGUCAGGGGUCCCUUUACCUUUACUUUUAAGGGAAAGAGCAUGUAUUCUGCAGUGUAUUGAUUUUGCAAUCACACACACACACACACACACACACACACACAGAAACUAUCAAUCACAUUUCUCUUUCUCUCUCUCUCACUUGAUUAAUUUCAAAUAUGUUUCCUGCCAUGAUAAUUUGAUGCAGCCUGGAGCAUUUGCAAAUGAUUUGAUGCUUUAACUGUUUUCCACAUGGCCUAAUGGCUUUGGGUAAGGCAGAGUUUUGGAAUGUGUGAGAUGCCACACACACCAGUGGGGGCUUGUGUUGACAGACUUCCAGGGAAUGAAUGCAAUAAUUACUGUAAGCAAGUCUGUUCAUAGACGUUUCUGAUCAUAGCAUUAAGUUCGCUUUUCCUUUGUUGGUGUCUGCAGAUGAAGAUUAAUGCAUAGCAAGUGGCAAGGUCAAGUUCUUUUGUCUCUAGAGUCAGGAGAGAGAAAAUACUGAAAGCACUUUGGACUAAAAAGAGCAACGCAUUUAAGUAUCAGUGCUGUUUAUUUUUAGGUUUCUUUUCAGAGUGUUAUUUAUUGUCUAGCAGCCAAUUUUCUUCUUCGGUUUUUGAAGCCCUGUUUUAACUUACCCACCUUUAUAUGUAAUUUUUAAAGGGAUAAAUAGAUCCAUUCAUCCCAUCUUAAGAACUGCAGAUUCCAGUGGGUGGGCUGCAUCAAAACUGGGUGUGCCGCUCAAAUGGACUGUAAAACAGAUUAUGCAGGGCUGCUGAUUGGGCUGAGCCACCUGGAACAGCUAUGGGGCGGAGGUGGGUAAUACGGGCUUCACUAUCUACACACACUAUAGGCACGAUAGAUGUCUGCUGAAGGUGUUGAGUCAAGUAUAGUUGACAUAAACUCUCAAAUGGGAAUGGGAGGGAAUGUUUUCUUUCUAAAUUCCACGACUCAUAGCCUUAACCUAUGCCAGCAGCUCACCUUUUUAAUUACUACAGCUUAGAGCAUAGAUUCCAGAACUGUGUUUUGCACGCCGGUGUGUCAUGAGAGGUGCUGGAAUGUGCCCUGAAAACUUAAUCCAGCACAUUGAAUGCAUUGACUGUUCUGUGGCCUGUGGAGCAAGGAGGUCCCAUAGUGAAGCUUUGAUCCUCCUCCUUUCCACCAAAAUAUGAACUGUGAGUCACCAAAUCCCAAGGAAGGGGUGCAGCUGAUAGGUAUGGGUGAAUUCUAGCACCAUCCAGAAAACUCUGUCCUCCCAACCUUGAGCCCUGAUGGAUUAACUAAAGGGUGGGAGACAAGAGGCUAUAUUAACUGGACUAUAUUAACUGGACCCUGAAAUUCCAAGGAGAAGACCUGCCUAUUGUUUUGGGAGCCGAUUAAACAUAUGUGCAAUGUAUAUGUAAAAUUUAGACAUAUCUGUAAAAUUUAAGCACAUAUUAAAUGUACUUCUGGUUUUAGUCCAAAAAGGUGAAUCCCACAUAUCAAAAGUGUGAAAAACCCUGCUCUAAAGACAUUGCGCUAUUCCACACGAUAUUCAAAAGCCAAGCCAAAACAAGAGGGGAUUUGCAACAGAAUGUUGCCGUGUGUAGUGGGGGGCUGCUAUUAUUGCACAUGCUGGACUUCCAUUGAGCCUGUAAUUGCUCUCUUGUGUCUGGGUGGUGCUGUUUUUGUUGCAUAAGGAAAGGCACUCAGGUAAUUGAGUUGACUAUUAAUAUUAUAGGAUCACUCACACAUUUUAAAAGCACUUUAGCAAUCAUUCAGAAAUCUUUGCCCAAGGCAUUUUAUGUACAUUACCACCAUUGACAAGUUAUGGUUUCCCCAUUUUACUCCCUCCAUCUAGUGUGAAUGAAGGCACUCUCCACACCUGACUUCCUACCCCAGAUGCUAGUCCAGACUGCCCUGCAAUAAAACUAGGACUCAGUUCAAUAAAACAACAAAACAACAAUUGGAAGUCAAACCAGAAUUAGCUUAAUUAAAUAUAUUUCAAGACAACAAUUUGGAUUUACAUAAUAAAGAACUAAUAAGUCAUUUAUUACAAGCAUUGAAAUGCAAUAUAACCAGAGACUGGAAAUACCUUUUGGGCACAACAGACAAUUGGUAUAGACCAGUUUGAGAAACUGCCCUCCUUGAAAGAUUAUCCAAUAAACUACUGUUGACACAUGGACAAAUUAAGAAAGAUGGCUUUAUACCAGUGUGGAUUAAUUUCAGAAAAUGAACAAUCCCCCAUCAGCAUUUUGCUCAAUCUGGUUGAUCUAAAUUUAAACUUAAACAUACAUUAUUAUAUUCACUUUGAAUCCCUCCCCCCGUUCAUCAAUAUAGCAACACUUUAUGUUGCUUCACUGGUAACAUAAGAGGAAAAAUGGUCAUUACUCAUACUUAAUCUAAGCAAAACCACAAGGGCUCCUGAUUAGGCAUUUAGCUGCUGUGUGAUGUUGACUGUUAUCUGUUAACUUUGCUCUAUCCUGUUUCCCCCUUUGUUUUUGUUUAAACCAAUUAACAAAACAAUAACUUAUACAUUGAACCAUAUGUUAUAGAUAUUACUGCAAAUUUAUUAUGCUAUGUUUGUGAUAUACCAGUGGCAAGAGAAGACUUGGUCUAUUUAUUUGUAUCAUAUAUUAUUCCUAUGAUCCUUGUUUACAGAACCUGAUUGAAAAUUAUUAUUAUUUUAUAUAUAAAAAACACCUAGGAUGUAAUUCUGUUAUAAUGUAAUUUGUGACUGGAUGGCAGUGAUAACCUUCAGCUUUAUUUGACCAUCUCCGACACUCCUUCAUUCCUCUCCUCUCCCUUCUGAUAUUUUUCUUCAGGAUUGUAUGCCACUUUUUCUAAUCACUUUAUUGCUCUUUUUUGAUGAGAAAGCUGCAUUUAGUAUUACAAUCAUAUACAAGCAAGGGAAAUAAUUUAGCUUGGAAAAGAGUGCAUGUAACCUAGAGAGUCUGUGUGCAUUGUCAAAAUGUCAAAACAACUAUGAUAAAAGAUAAUGCCUGACUUCCAAGCAGUGUGGGAAAAAAUCUGACACCUGAAGAGCUAGUCAUAUACAUGAUAUGUGCACCCUUUUUAAUCUUUGUUGGAAGAAUGUGAAAUAUUUCCAAAUUAACAUCCCAAAAAUGCAUUGGGGCAGACAUGGAUUGAAGAAAAAUGUUCACUGUCUGCUUGGACUGAUAGCUAUUCCACUUUGGAGUUAUAAUUGCCUAAGGGUGUGUGUAUGAAUAGCGGGGAGAGGGCCCUGCCGAUUGUUAAGUGCCAAACUACAUGUUGCAAUGGAGAAGAGAAGAUGUAGAAUUAAACAGCAGCUAGCUGAAAUGCAUGAGUCCAUUUCUUUAUGAGUCUCAGGCCUAGUCAUUUUAUCCAUGGCACUGCAGACCAGAUGUCGUUUUCUUGUCUUUGUGGCCUAAUCCACAUGGUAAGCCGUGAACAGUGUGCUUAUUUGGUGAAAGCCACCAUGUGGACCAAUGGCACCUGUAAGGGUCAUGUGCUCACGACGUAGAUCCUAAAAUGAAGUUGGGCUUCAUGCUAAAUAUACACACCUAGAUGGCACCACUGAAAACAGUUAGACUUACUUCUAAGGAGACAUGCAUUUCACUGUUACAGUCUUGAUGUUUCAGAGUCUUUAGUAUUUGUGGCACCACAUUUUUAUUCUAUUACAGCGUCUUCGGGGACUAAAAUAAUCCGUCUCAGAGCCACAGGUCACAUCAUAAUAGAGGUGUCACAGCCAUUCUAAAAGCAUCCUCAAUGUGUUUAGCCAAACUAAUUACAACUCUUCAUGAUCAAGUUUGGAGGAAACAUUUUGUCAAUUUGAAGAGGAAGCCAGCUGACUGGUGUAGCACUGUCUAGCCCAGUCUUCCCCAACCAGGUGCUCUCCAGAUGUUUUGUUCCUAUCAGCUCGGGGAAGGCUGGGCUAGGCUAUCUGAUGCCACCAGGAACUCCUGCUUCGCUGCAUCAGAGUACAUUUCCCCAUUUUUAAAAAGCCGCCCCACCAAAAAAAAGACAAAUUAAUUGAUAAACACAUGUUGUGCUCCCCCCUCCACAAAGCAUGGGAGUUGGGAGAGGGAAGGACUGAUUUGCAGACACCUGUCUCUUCGGCUGCAAAGCUGGGAGAAAGCCAGGCUAGUCUGGUGGGUGAGGGAUGCGUUAUGUUAUGAGCUCUCUCUUCAUACGAUGCCUGUCUUGACCCUAACAGGAACUCUCGGACUAUUCACAGCACAGCUUGUGUUGGAGACAAUGGAUACAGAGAAUUACUAAUAGAGCAUGACUUCCCUAUUGAUGGUGCGCUGAAGAUGUGGCUCUUGAAACAAAGGCAGACUCAUGUGGUGGCACCUUAUAAUGAAAUGUUUCUGAGCUUGUUUCUGUCUCAGUUCGGCAAGGGAGAUGUGUGCACAGAAGUGCUGCAUGCCUCGUAAGCUGUGUCAGAUCAGUGCUGUUUUUGCUAGACUGAGCACCUAUUUGGAGAGUGGGGCUGCUCUAUUUAGUGUCCUUCUCCUUCCCCCUCCCCAGCAGUUGAAUGGUGCUGUUACACACCAUCUCUUUCCUUGGGAGACAGAUUUGUGUGCAGAGCCUUAUGAACAGCCUACAGCUUCAGGCUGGGAUUUGUGAAUCUGAAGGAUAAGAACUUUUCAGAAUUGACACCCAUCCCUGGGGAAAAUAAGCAGCCAGUGUCCUUGGCAUAUCUAGACCUAUUUCGUUGCCUAAUAUGGAGAAUGGUAUCUUGACGGGACUAUUCAGGGUGGGGAGUGAAAUGUGGUAUCUGGCAGUUAAUGAUGGUUUGGGGUUUUUUGUCUUACCUAAAGUUGAUUAACCGUUUUGCCUCACCCAAUGAAUAAUGCUUCUGUUGAUGUCAAGUGCUUUAAAAUAUUAGCGUAUAAUAUCUUUUCUUUUCUUAAAAUUUGCAGUUCCCAAAUUCAUAUUUGCAGCAGUUGAUCCAAUGGUUAAUCUAAACCCUUCUUGGAAGCCAAAAGAAGGUGAAUAUGGUCAUUUUUAUGGAUCGCUACCAGCAUUUGUCUUUUAAGUAAGACCCUACAAUGGUUUGAUCAUAUAACAUGUAAAAAAUAGAAUAUACUACCAACCAAGUGAAAUGAGACCUUAGCAGGCAUUUCAAAUCUAGGCGGCAGAAAACACCAGGUUCAGUUACUAACAUUGCCAGAUAAAAUGGUAUCAGGACAAACACAUUUUUUCCUAGAGUUAGGCCUCUUGAAUUAAAUGAUUCAUUAACAUCUCUAGGAUAAAGUUACUUUUUAAAAAAGAACUCGUAUUUGACUUGAGAUCACAGAGAAUCAUGGGGAUUUUAAAAUUAAGAGCUCCUUUUGGGCAGGAUAUAAAAAAAUCAUUUGGUUAACUUACACACACAUUUUCUAACAAUUUUUAAAGUACUUUGCUGGCCCUCAGCUGUGAUCUAAUCUAACAAACCUCUCAUUUGUUUUUAUCAGGUAUAAGUUUUGACCCAAAAGAAUCAAGAUUUCCAAAGAAAGAAGGAAUUAUAGUUAGCAACAGUUUGGCUAUGUUUGCUUACAUUAAAGGUAGAAAUUGUGUGUUCUUCUUGCCAUUCUUCUCUGCAUUCUUCUUACCAGUAAUCCUGUUGAGUAUAAUUAUACUGUUCCAGUACAGAAAAUUAAAUCCAUGUAUAGACCAUGGCUGCAGUCUAUAGAGUCUGCUGUAGAGUCUGCACAUUUAGAAGGACAUCAGAUGGACACUUUUUGAUAUGUAGGGAUGGGGGAGAAAUUCAGUUCCUACCAAAUGCACAUUUUUUGAAACAAAGCACAGCCAUUUUUCGAAAUUCUGAACUGCCAACUGCUGAAAAGAACUGUCCUGGUCUUAGUUUUUGUAAACUUAAAAGAGUUGUGCUUGUUCAAAAGCCUCUCUCCCUCUUUUACUCAUACGCCUAGGACUUGCCGAUCGCAUGGUUGGCAGUUCGAAUCCCCGCGGCAGGGUGAGCUCUCGUCGUUCGGUCCCAGCUCCUGCCCACCUAACAGUUUGAAAGCACCCUUAAGUGCAAGUAGAUAAAUAGGUAUCGCUUUAUAGCGGGAAGGUAAACGGCGUUUCCGUGUGCUGCUCUGGUGCUGGUUCGCUGGAGCAGCUUCGUCACGCUGGCCACGUGACCCGGAAGUGUCUGCGGACAGUGCUGGCUCCCGGCCUCUAGAGUGAGAUGAGCGCACAACCCUAGAGUCUGUCAAGACUGGCCCGUACGGGCAGGGGUACCUUUACCUUUACAGGUCCCUUGCUGUGGUGCUGUAGUGCUAAAGGAUUUUGACACACCCACCCAUCCAAGACUCCCAAACUUUUGACAUUUUGUCUACACCCAUUUUGAUAAGCAGCCCUUGGGUCAAUGUUGCCCUUGCCCUGUACCCAAUGUUGCCCUUAGCCACCCCGUUUUAGUGAACUUUGGUUGAUUUCUUUUCAUUGCUGUUCGGAUGUUUUUAUCUUUCUGGUUUCUGCUGCUCUGUUCUUUCUUUUAAAAUGUUUGUUUGUUUAUCACCAUAUUUAUAUCCCACCUUUCUUCUAAGGAGCUGAAGGUGGCAUACACACAUCUCCCCUUCCCCAUGGUACCCUUACAAUGACCCGGCAAGGUAGGUUAGACUAGGAGAUGGGAACUGGCCUAAGAUCUUUCAGGGAGCUUCAGUACUGAGUGGGCAUUUGGAUCCUGGUCUCUAAGGUCUCACAUUACCUUUAGUGUUUUAUUGUAUUUUAAACCAAUGUAUUGUAUUUCUGCCCUCCUAACCUGACCCGGAAGCCUCCUUUAACUAUUUUGAAUGGCAAGAAAUAAACCCGGAAUGGGGGACCUGUGGCCUUCCAGACAUUGCUCUAAACUCCCUUCCCCUUUGACCAACUAUGGGAGUUGACAUCCAGAGGGAUACAGGCCCACUAUCCCUCAUAUAAAUGUUUUAAAUAAAUAAAUAGAAUCUUCCUAGGCCCAUAGAAUCUGACAGCUGCUCAUUUCAGAUCGUUCUAUGGAGAUUUGCAAUCACAUCUUAAAGUAAUUUGGAUGCAAUUUAUCUAGAGCUGCCUUAUGUAACAUUAAUGCUGUUUUCUAUGAACCUGCUUGGUUCUGGCUCCGUCUGCAUUGACCAGAAUGCCACACAUUAAUAGACCAAUGUGCUAUACAGAUGACAGAUACAUUGUUGUGCUGCUUUCUUAGCAUGCUAUGGGUGUGGGUCGGGGGGGGGGGGGCAAUAACGUGGUUAUCCCUAAUGGCGGGUUAAAAGUGCUUGCUUUGAAGAGGUAAAAUGCACUUUUAGGAUUAAGUGCUUUGGGAUGAUCAUUAGAACUGUACAGGUAGGAUUUAGAACAGAGAUACUCAGAUAUUGUUGCAUGGUCUUUGAAGCCAAAUAGUACAAAUGCCAAAAGUAAAGAACUAACAAUAGCUGGCGAACUUUUCCAGAAAUAGGCAGCUCUGAGGCAGAUACAAACAGCUUUUCAGCGGCAAAGCUUCCCCUCUGCUUUACCGCUAGAGCAGCCAGCUUCCUAGUGAGUCACACAUUUGGCUGAAGUAUGGUACCGCCUACACCAGGAGAGAAGCACUUGAAGAUCUAGCCUCAGGCUUUAAGGAUUAUGGUGCCCACACUUAGACGGCUCAGCUGUCUCCCUGUGCCAUGGUGCUUUGUGGUCAAGCAGGCAGGAUCAGCUAGCCAGAGACAAGUUAGCAGGGCCUGGUGAACCUUGUAGGCUUGGACUGGCACAAUAGGACAGGGCCUUUUCAGAAAUGAAGACCUUUCAUCACUACCCCCUUGUCUGGCCCUCCCUUUAUAACCCUUUAGUCUGGGAUUUUGUUUCUAAUUUCAGAUCACCCUGAAAGAGCUGCUCUCUUGUUUGUGUCUAGUGUUUGUGUUGGCCUCGUGCUCACACUCUGUGCUCUGGUGGUCCAUGUGUCAUGCUCUAAUGACCUGGAAAAACUGUGGAGGGUCAGAAAGCGCUUGAUACCAGAGGACAAAAAGGCUGAUGAAAACGGUGAAGAGGAGGAGGAGGAGGAAGAAGAUGACGAGGAGGAGCAGGAAGAGGAAAGAGAGGAGUCUUCCAGUUCUGAUUUUCCCGAUGAACUAGCAGGGUUCUGCAGGACUUCCUAUUCAGCUUAUUGUUCAAUGGACCCAGCUGAACUUGCUGAAAGGAUAGAGCGGAGAGAACAGAUCAUCCAGGAAAUCUGGAUGAGCAGUGGGUUGGAUGCAUCUCCUACUCGAAGCCUCAGUCCAUUUUAUACCAAUGAACAGCAAUGCAUUUGUUUUGGAUGAAAAAUGCUAUUUUUGCAAUAAAAAAGAAGAAAAUAAAGGGGGAGAAAUGUACUUUCUGUGAAGGGACAUUUGCAACUCCUAGAAAUAAUUAUUUGCAAAGUUAUAUUAUUAAUAAUUAUAAUAAUUAAAUGCUUU